Molecule: messenger RNA, 51438 nt
Organism: Xyrichtys novacula (pearly razorfish)
Lineage: Eukaryota; Metazoa; Chordata; Actinopteri; Labriformes; Labridae
Source: the annotation of a GenBank genome assembly
AUGCCGCAGAGAAAGAGGAGUUUCACUUUUGGAGCCUAUGGAGGGUAAGCAUUAAAUCCUUAAAAUGUGUCGAAUGACUGAACCUCCUUAAAACACUGUCCUGUGUGUGAUUGUGCCGGUGUGUUAUCUGUUUGUGUCUCCCUGUUUGAUGACUGUGCAGAUUCUGGAUCUGUGUGUGUGUGUCUGCAUGUUUGUGCCAUUUGCACAGGAAUGCUGUCACUUACAUUCAUGAGAGCAGCUUUUGUUUUAAAUGUCAUGGUUGUCAUUUAUUUUUUUAGCUUUUUAUCGCAGUUUGGACGUGAUUGUAAAUUUGCUUUAAGAUUCUAUCCAUUGGGAAUGACGUAUCAGAUCUGGAGGCAUAGUCAUACCUCAGGUUCAGGUUCCAGGGAAGUAUUACUUAGCCCCCCCACAAAGCUGAUAUGGGAAGUGAUGUCAUUGUAUUAGGAGCCCACUUAAGACUUAACAGGUUACUGAGUAAACAGGUGCCUCAAUGCAACUGCCUUCAGUGUGUCCAUGAGUUAAAGGUAGACUCAAGUUUGUCUUUAGAUUAGAUAGACUAUCUGCAGAGUUCAGUGUCUGUGCUGGGCUGUUCACUGAUUUUGGCGUCAUGGCCACAGUCCUAAUUGCUGUCAGUGUGUGUGGGCUGUUAGCCAGGUGGAGCCAGACUCACUGGGCAGUCAUGGUAGGAAGAGCCUGCUCGAGUGGGAGAACUCAACAAACGCCUUUGUUGGUGGAGUCUCCUUAUCGGAGCUUCUCAGUGGGCAUGAAUGAUCCAAAUAGAGUGAAUAGGGUUGAAUGGUUACACUCAAUUUGCCAUUUAGCUUCCUCUCUGGAGAGAUGAGUGUGAGCCGGACUUAGCAUUGUUCUUAAACUGCUAGCUUUCUGAGCGAGACGCUCCAGUGAGAGAGAACAAGUAUCACUGAUCUGGUUGUGAACUUUUUCUGUGUCAGACUUUGAGCACACCAUGACUGAUCAUAGGGAUACUGCAGAUAACUUUCACCAUGCAAUACACUCUCUAUAUGCCUUUGCAGUGAGUUAGCAUAUUGAUCUAGCCAGGCUCAACAGACCUGGUUUACCCUUGAAUCUCAUGUCUGGUUUCGUGCCCGUGUUUCACUCGCGCUCGAGCUGUUACCUGAGUGAAUGUUUGCUGCAGCUGGUGGAAAUAUUUGUAAACAACUGGCAAGUACCAGUGGGAAUUUUCCACCUUUUUGCCUCGCGGAGGUUGCUCUUGCAUGGCAAAAAUAGACCAAAAAGAAGGUGCCAAAUAAGGAUAUUUACUUUGGCACGCAACUCAGAACUGAGAUAAAUACUUAAUGGGGAGUGCUUUUCAGAAGAAAAGACUGAUCGUGAAGAAUAUCUGGAUGUUUUUGAAAUUACAUGUCCUGUCCAUUCUCCAGAUCCUAUUCUCUAGAGAGCCAUCUGGAUUAUAGGUUAAGGUUAAUGUACAAUGAAUGAGCGGUUAUGCAAAUAAGAGCCAAGGAUCCCCGGGAAACUCAUUGGGGUUUAUUGGAUUUUGAUUUUCAAAUAAACACCCAUUUCCCCCCACGGUCGUGACGAAUUAAAAACUCAAUUUCCAGUUAAAUUGUGGAAUGAAGAGUUAUAAAACUGUUCACACUUGGUUUACAGCUCUGAUUGUUUCAAAUAAGACUCCAUCUUUGCGUUUAUCAUCCAUUGAUUAUCCCAUUCAGAGGCAGAAUCAGUCCAAGAUGAAGUCAGCAUGUAUUUAUCUUUCUGUUUGCUGUUUAGCAGAGGCCCUCAACGCUGCCGCUGCUGCAUUUGGCAUUUUGAUAGGUCACAGUCGUUGCAUACAUCAGCAGGUGAUCUGUAAUACACCCUGUUCCCUGUAUCCUAUUGGCAUUUACUGGCAAGAGUGGCCCCUCUAAUCUCCCUGCAGACCAGGCCUUUCUUUAACACGGCGUGCUCCGUCAUUUUGACAUCAAAUAUGAAUGGAGCUGCCACUUAAUGUGAGUCUGAAUGUGUUUGGUUAUUGUUUCCCCUUUGGCAGGUCACGGCGCUUUCAUUUAGCCCACAGGAACACGACACAGUCUGGAGUUGUGGCAGCAGGAAUAAGACCGUGAUUUUGCAACAAUUAGUUUUCGUUUCCUUUUAAUGGAACGUCUCUGUUCCUUUCCUUCUUGUCAUGCUGUGAGAAGCCGGUUGUUUCUUCAUGUCAGGCUUUCAUGUGUAGGUAGUGUUAGCGGUAGUCUGCUCUGUAGGUCACAGCGGCUGUCUCCUUGUGAAUUAUUAAAUCAUGAAAUAAGCACAGAGCUGCAGCCUGUUUGAUAUGAACUCAGUAUUUCAGAAGUAACUUUAGUGAAAAGACCGUUAAACCACAUGUGAACAGGGUAGAGGUGUACGUGAUAACUCAUGUUGUGUGGUCUGAAUUGUGGUUGAAACCCUCCUCUCAGCUGAUUCAAAAAUGUAUUUCUUGCCGUAAACAAGAUUCUUUGGAGAUUAGGGGUUUCCCAUUGUAAAACACAGCACUUAAUUCAUAGUAACCCGCUGUGAAUGUGCUCGAGUUAGUUUGUGGCUCAAACAAAGAAGCACACAACUGCUGUCUCAUUUUCCUGAAUUCAAGGUUUUACUUUGAUGUUUAUUUUUGCACCUAUAGUACUUUUUUUUUUUUUAAAAACAGAGGCCUCUGUCUCGUUCGGUUCUUGAUCAUUUAAAGUCUAAGGCUCUCUGCUUUAAUUAUUCGGCUACAGAGAGCAGGAAAGAAAGACAGAGGGGGGCCUUUUUGUUUGACAAGAGCAAAUGUUUGCAUGACAAAAGAUGAUUACACCGCGAGCCAGGGCUACUUGAGAACAGGAGGCCAUUCAAGCACCUUUCCAAGGGCAGAGGCAAAACAAACAGGAGAUGUAAGGCAACCAGAGGGCUCUUCAUGGCCUACUCAGCCAGUCCACCUUGCAUAUUUACUUUGACAUUCACAUUCACAUUCAUAUUCUCAAUGGGAGACUGUCCAUGGAGAAAAACAAGACGGGCAGGCAUUGGACGAGCUGCAGUUCAUUAUAAAAUGCUCACGGGGCCAGCUAUUGUUUACUUAUUUGUCCUUUGUUAAGAAUAAAACAGAGCGGAUUUAUUAUCGUCUUGUAUUAUAGUAUUUGUGAGUCCCUCUCUAUAUACAGAUUUGGUCUGCUCCAAACAGAUCUGAUGCUGCAGGCAGGUCAGUCAGCGGUAUACGGCACCAUUAUGAAUCUCAAUCCAGAAAGGAUCAUCGCGGAAUUAUACUCACAGGAGAGCAAAAUCUCUCCGACUCCUGGUUCAAUAAAUAUGGAAAAAAGAAUACAGGCUCCAUAAGCCCCUGAAGUGACAGAGUACCUGAGCUGUAAACAAAGUCUUAACAGCGCGCACAUUGGGCUUAAGGUAUUUCUCUCUGUUAUCUAACCAGCUCGCCUGCAUCUGCAUCUUUUGUAACAGUUUGCAGAACAAUGUCUUGUAUCUUGAUGUACUACUACAACAAGAUAUUAUCAGACAGGGAGGUUAGAGUUUAGGUUCAUAGUUGACAAGGUGUGUCAACAGUGUCUGUGGCUAACCUGACAUCUCCUCUUGGGUCAUGGGCGGCAGCCUGGAGUUUGACAUUUUUAGCUUUAUCUUGAUGUCUUGGAGCCAGAAAUUACCCGUGUUGUGUAAACAGGGAGAGAGGUGGUGUCUUGGCGAUCACAAGGAGGAAGGCUCUUGUAUUUUCAAUGGGACAAUACAUUACAAGACACCAUCAUAGUAUAAUCAGAGGUAGUGGUUUGGUACCUCUGUGAGUGUCUACAGCCAUGAAAUCAGAAUGAAAUGAGAGGUACCUCCAUCAGGUGGAGUUUCCCCCUGCUGGUCGAUGCAGGUUCUAGGACCAUGCUCCAUUUCUUAAGCAUGGGUGAAAGGUCCAUGUCUACCUUUUUUUAAGUGCCUUUAUUGUAAGAAAAGGAAACUGGGACGAGACAUUAGGAGAUGACAUACUAAAAGUCUGUGGUUCAGAUUUGAACCCAUGCUGCCUGCUUUGAGGGCUUUAGCCUCUAUAUAUAGGGCAUGUAAUUCAACCACUCCAGGUCUACUUCUUUUAUGAUCAUUAUAGAACUUAAACGUACACGUACAGAUUUGCUUGAUGUCUGUGUCCUCAAACUGUCAUCAUGAAUAUGCUGGUAACGGUGUCAAAUAAACACUCUUGAAUGUGAGGUUAAACACUCAACAUAAGACCAAAAUAUCUUAAAAAUUUGUUUAUAAUAACGCAAUUAAACUCUACAUAUGAGUAUUUUUAAAGUUUGUGCUAUUUUGUCCCUUUUGGCACACCGUAGUUGAGCUCCUGCAGAGUCUUCCUGCUUCCUGCCCAGACAAUUUAAACGACAAAUCACGACUUAAAUGCACUUUGAGUCUAAAAUAUUUAAAUAUCAUUCUUGUACUUAUAAUUUUAAUCACAUCUUGCUGCAUUUAUUUGUUUAUUUACAAUCAAGACUUUCUUCAGAAUAGCUUUGGACAAUAAUAACAUCUCAUUUCUGACACCGCUAUGUGAUCUUUUCAAAAAGGUAAAUGUGACACAUAUCCCAGUGUCUCAGCGGUACCAGUGUGUGUAUGUGUUCUCAUACACACUGUAUUCUACUGUACUGUAGCUAAAUGGGAACAUUCAGCCACUUUACUCUCAUUUCUCUGUCAAUGGGCUCAUUCAGUCCACACUGGGUCAAGAUACUGUUUACAGUCUCGAUAUGGUCACAUUUUUUUUUCCAUUGUCUGACACUGUUUCUAAUUUCUACCCCCGAGGGCGGCAUAUGCAGAAAUGGUCCAGCUUUGCUCAAGGCCUGGCGUGUCUGUUUGUAUCUGUUCUAUCAUGAUACAGUAUCAAUGUCCUAUCCUGAGGCACAGUGGGAGACUAACUGCAGAGUCAGGCACUAGAAUAUGUGUUGAUUGUGUGUAGGUGUUAUUGUGGGAAAGCCCUUAUUCAGAAUUAACUGAAUAGGCUCUGAUACCGUAUUCAACCAGGCGUUAUCCUUUUUUGUUUUCACUGAAUGACUAUCAGCCGGUUGUUUGUCUGACCUGAAACAUCUCAACCACUUUUUAAUGCACUGAAAUGACACUUUGUGGGGACGAUUGUGGUCCUUUUAUGAUUCUCUGACUCUUCGUCUCACACCAGAGGACAUUUUCAACCAUUUUGCAAAAGAUCUCAUCAUAUACUAGAUGAACUUUUUGGCACUUUUUGCACACUUGUGGAGCAUAGACUGUAUAUAUUAGGGACAACUUGGUUCUACCUUCCGCCAGUAUACGGAUUUGAAGCCGAAAAGCUCUCGGUAUUUCCGGGAUUUUUCUCCAUUUCCUGAAACCAACAUUGCACAGUAGCAUUGUGCGCAUUCAGCGAGAGAGCUAAGAGUCACUGUGAUGACGCUCGGCUCAAACAGUGUAUCCCUCGUGUGAGCUACGCAAUCCUUGUACGCCCAUAGGCUGUAUCAGGUGUCAAUCAUAGAAAACAUGAACCCCCUAAUAACUUUUAAAAAUGGAGCUGUACAGAAAAAAGAGGACUUGAGCACAAACCAGUCUUACAAUAACUAUUUGUCAACAUCGCAACCAAGGGGGAGAAAAUAGUCUAUUCUGUGUAAUAAAUUUCCUAAGUUUGUCCACAGCUCCAUAGGGAUUGCUGGGGGAGGCGGGAUUUAUGACCUAUACUGCAGCCCGUCACCAGAGGGUGCUGUUCUCGGAGUGGCUUCACCCAGCGAGGGGCAGAUGGCGUCCAUUCUAUAUACAGUCUAUGUUGUGGACACAUAUAGACAUGCUAACAUGCAUUUCUGUUUCAUGUAAGUAUCUUUGUAUGUUAAGUUUAGUCUCAAACAGCUGUUGGCAGUUUCCCCUAAAAACCCAUGUAGUAAUCUGGUGCUGCAGUAAAGCUGUUUUAGCAGAACAGGCUGUUCAAACUGAAGGCUCCUUCUUCAACUUCUCAAAUCACAGGUAGACUAAGUGACCUUUCAGACGGUUUUCUUUGCAGAGUAUUCAGUCCAAAAUUGGCUGCAUAUGAAGGAAACAAGUCAGCAUGUCGUGUCCUGGUGCUGGGCGAACUGGGUGUAACUCUGACUGUGACUCCACCAGAAUGUAAUCCAGCUGAAGGGAAGGGGGAAUAUUUCUGUGCGAGCUGGGAUCAUAUUCGUUGAAUGAGUUCGAUGACAAAUGGCUCUGCUUUCAAACUUGUGUUUUAAUAUGCAGACUCACAGCGACAGCUUCUUUUUCCCAGAUAAAUAUAAAUGUCAGAGUUAUUUUCCAGCAUCUUUACAACCUCUCACUUGUUUGGAAAGUGAAAUACUGAAAUGACACAUUUUUAGGCUGGAGUGAUUGUUCAGCGAGGGCCCUAACAUUUCAGAUUUUCAUCAGCGGUGUGUUUUUCUUGUCAUGUUUAUCCGAAGCUGAAGCACUUCUUACAUUACAGAUACAGAAUUAGCACCGCAGGAGCGUGUAGCGGCAGCAGAUUGGUGGCUGUACGACAAACUUGUUUGCUUUAAGCUGGAUUUCGGGUGACCUACUUGCCUUAAACAGAGUUGCUGACUUGAUCACAGAGGAACACUUUUAAAAGUUGAGCUCGAAGAAAUUAGGAAAUUAGCGGCGCUACACUUCCAGCCAGAUUAAGUCAGGGUGUCACGGCUGCUGAUACCGUGACGGGUUCCUUGGACCCUCUUUGAGCCUUUUUAUCCUUUAGUGGUGUUUUUUCUUUGAAUACCAGCUUGUGAAGAAGAAAAAGACAAAGCGUGAAAACCAAACUAUGUGCCAUACAACACUCAUGCUACACUUUGAUGUCUGAUUCGGCUACACGCUGUUUUCACUGUGAAAUUUGAAUGUGCAAAUAUGAGUCAUUGCCCACAAACGCAUUAGCACAGGCAAAUUUGUUAUAGCCUACUUUGUCCACUCGAGUAUUGUUCACCCAAAGACGGACAGAACAGUCUUUGUUUCUUGAAAAGCUGGGAUUAGUUUUGCGUCUGGCUGUUUUUUUUUUAUUUCUAGUUCGGCUGUUUCUUCUUUAGGUGUGCUUUCUUGCUCCUCAAAGCCAGGUAUGCUUUGCUUUUAUCUUGUAGUUUUAGUCCGAUGUCUCUCAGAGAGGUGUAAUGCUCCUUUAAGAUAUGAAACUGGUGAUUCGAUGACUUUUGAUGACUGGAAACCUGAAUGCUUUAUUGAGAAAUUUCUAAGGCCAGUUUGUUUUUCACUCCUGAUUCAGAAAGGUCCUGAAAUGCUGCUCUUACUGAGUCAUGCUCGUGACAGCAGCUCUCUAGAUAUGUGGACAUGAGCUCUGAGUUUACUCUCCUGUAACUUUACAUCUCUCCAGAAGCUUUUAUAGUGAACUCUGUUGUCUUUUUGUAAUCAGACAUUUCUUGACUUGUAGUGAGAUGUAAGACCAGUAGAAAAACUAUGUUGGCAGAUGUCGGCGCAGGUUCGCUGAUAAAUGUCUCCGGUAUCUUCCCCAAUAUGUUAAUAAGAGGCCAAAGCAUUUCAUUGUGUCCUGCGUGAAAGCUGAAGAUGUGUGUCAGCGCAGAUUUCCUGUAUGGUCUCUGGUUUUCCAGUCAAGAGCCUUCAUUCAAUAAUCUGGACACUCCCUGCUUGAUUUCAUUUUGUGGGAAUUUCUUGAAACCUGAGAAUGGGUGAGCAGCACAGGAUGAGGUUCAGAAAAUGUUUUUCUUGGUGAUGCAGUACAAAUGAAAACAGCUUUUUCCUCCUCGCCCUCCGCUUUGCACAAGCAGAGCCGACAGGCCGUAAGUAUUUUGGCUCCCUCCCAAGGACCAGUAUGCAUUCCACUUAAGAUGGCGCUCUGAUUUAUCUGCACACACUUGUCCGUCAGGCUCGGAGAAAUCAACACUGGUGGUAGAUUUGAGAUAGAACAGCACCGCUGAAAUCCAUCUCAGGGACAUUAUGUGUCACAUGGAGGCCCGGGGUUGAAAAUGAUGAGCGAUCUUCUGCACCGAGGGGAAUCAGGCGACAACCUACUGUAACAACACAAGUCUGUUGAUUCGUGACUCCACAGUACAGUGAACAAACAGACCCCCCCAGGGCCUGUUUCCUCUCACUAACACAGUUUUCUGAGAAGAAGGAAGCUUCAAGCUUUCAAUUUUCUUUUGAGAUUUUCUCACCACAGAAGAAGAAGUACAAACUUUUUUAGCAGUACUUUUGGUCCUGACGUUACCUCAUUAAAAAUGAAACUGAAAACCCCCACGAGUGGAAGCUGAGAGUCCCUCAUUUUAUGGGGCUUAUUUUAUGAUGUUUACCAUUCUAGUAUGGGAACUCUAAAUACAUAAUUGAACAUGAUGUGAAUAGACAGUUUCCCACAAAUAGAAGCAGGUUUUGUAGAUGGUAGAGGCAAAAAGAAUAAGCUGUAAAGUAAAUGGAGAAGCCAUCCGCUUCAGACUGUUGACAACUGAGCUCUUUACUUACCUGCAUAAACAGAUAUGUGCACAAAAGUUCAGGUGACACCCCAGCAGGAAAUACUCUUCUUCAAUUCCAUUCUCUUGUCUAAAGUUGCUGGUUGGAUUGUAAACUAUGAGCAGGUCAUAGAAAGACUUGAGUCAAACAGCUUUAGUGGCUUUUCUGAAUAACCACAGGCUACUACACAGGAAGUCCAGAAAAAUGUCAGUCAGCAGAGACUAAACUAUAGCCGAUGGGUUUUGAGACUUGGAUUUCAAAAGCAAGUUUCUCCAGAGGAUGAAUUCCAACAACUGUGGCAAUUUGUUUAGUGCAUAAAGACUUUCUCUUACCCUUUUAAGUGUCUUUAAAUUCACCUAGACAAAAUUCAUGGUUUCCAGAGGAUACACCUUAAUAAGUUUUCAUCCAAACUACAAACUGUGCAAAAUAUUCUGUGACUUCACCCUUAAAGGGAUAUUUCGGCGUAAAAUUUAAAUUAUGAUAAUGAAUGUUCUUCCUUGAGCUGCGUCACCCCGCUGUAGUCUGUAAUGGUCUGGCCCGAGGUCUCGCUACAAACAAGCGACUGCUGGAAGAGAGUAGGUAAGUUGUGUUUAGUCUUUUUGCUAAAGAAAUCAGGCAAAGUUAAAAAGAUGUUUGGUGGCUAGUACUAUGGCUGGGACCAUAUAUGUCCUGUUGAUGAAGUUAGGUGCUGUUCUGAUGUUAUUUGUGGCCAUGGAGUGGCGUUUUGGUUGAGCGCGUGGCUCCUGGGACCACUGUGUAUUGCUGUCAUGCGGUCGUUACUAAAGGUGGUAUAACAAGAGAAGAAAGCGGUCAGCAACAUUCAUCUCUUGAGGGAGUGUCUAACUCGGUGUUAUGGUGUGUUUGAAUAUUUCUUUAAGUUUCUGAAGGUCUUGAAUCUCAAUAGACACAAUAAAACUCUUAGCCUUUCAAAAAAAUAGGAGAUUAGCGAAUCAGAGUCACGGCUAACUCGAGUGACAGGUGGGCACACUGCAGUGAUUUGCGAGGAGGCAAAAGGCCCACCUCUGGUAGGUUGAAUGAAGUUUAGGUUGAGUCUUUAAUACCAAUGUGAUGCUGCUGCUGAAAGUCUUUAAAAUCUCUAAAUGACACCCUAAAGUUAAGUCCAGGCUAUGAUUUCCAUUAAGUGUCCUCAUGUUCAUACUGUCUCUGUUAGCUUCUAAACAUACUGGCGUUAGUAUUUAUUCCAGAGCAACACCAUGUUGAAAUAUGAACCUGAUAGCUUGCCUUUAGGCUCUAAGUUUUGUUUUUAACCAUAUUUCUGAUACAGCGAGAGCCAUUUCCCUCUCCAGGAUUGUUUGUUUGAUCCGUCAGCUUUUGCUGUGCCACGCAAACUUCUCGUGUUCAGGAGGAGGCGAGUAAGAGGUCUGAACUUUGGUGGCUCUGCUGGGAGACGCAGGCUGUCUGCAGGCUGUCAGGCAAGUCUGCAUCUUUGACUCGAAAGAUGAAACCUGACAUAAAUUCAGUCACAGGAGACAGGACCGAAAGCAAGUGGAAAAAAACAACACAAAAUCACCUUACAGCUGCGGGAUAUUUGCAGUUCAUGUUGCCUUUGCUCUGUUUGGUGGCUCAUCAUUCCCAGAAUUUCCGAGGGGGUCAGUUCCCUGCUCUGGAGGCAGCUGCAGGAGCCUCGAGACACAUACUAAACAUUCCCUUUUCGCUGUGUCACCAGCAGCAGACAUCACAGGAGACGGGCCUGCAGCCAUGAGUCACUCACAGGGCCAGAGAGCAACAGUUAUCAGUGUCGGAUAUCCACUUUGUUAUUGUCAGUGAAGUCAAGUGCUGCAUCUCAAGAGAACUUUGGGUGUGACCAAAGGAAAGUAUUUAGUCCUUGUCAUGGGUGUUAGGCUGUUUAAUAUCAUGCAUUACAGACUGAAACGUCUUUAUUUAAGUCUUUCUGGAAAAGAAUUGCCCUUCCUGAAUUUCCCCUGCAAACACAGUGCCAUCUAGAGGCAGUAAGCGCACUCUGCAUCCGUUUAUUUGCUAAAAAAAUCAGCUUUCCAGAGUGACCCAAGGACAGGGAGUAUAGUUACUAUUGAUUGACGGAGACUAAUAGCCACAGUGUGUAUUCAAAGCCCAACAGGAUUCAUUUUGUCUCAGCAAACACAGAACGAGUAAUCAUCCUUUCAUCCUGGGAAAUGCUUCUUCAACAGAUGGCAGGAGUUAUUUCAGGGUAACCCGGCCCACUGCAGAACAGACCUCUCUCAGUUCAGUGGACUGUCUGUAAGUGGGAAGGAUGGUUCAUUAUCUCUCUGCACUUUCUACACUUGAGUUAGACUGAAAGAUUUAAGUACAUGAAGACGAGAGUGACGGGACUUUUAGUAAGCUUUGUAUGUCAUCAGAAGUCACCUGAUGCAAAUGUUUUAUCAUUUGUAGUCUUGCUAAUAGAACGGCGACUUUGUGGAGUUAUUCACCAAACUUUAGAUGUGCCUCUGGACUUUCAAAUCAUUUUUAACUUCUUUGAAUUGUUUUGUUUUUUUGACACAAACUAGAUGGUAAAAAAGUAACUUCUGUGUCUGUGUUUUUCAGGGUGGAUAAGACGUUCUCCAAAGCCAGGAGUGUGUGGUGAGUUCUCCUUCUGCUUUAACAUCUUUUGGAUAUAAAUCUGGUAAAUUACAGCAGCAUGCCCACACAUAAAACUGUGAUGUUACCUCUAAAAAGUUUGAAUUUUAACAGACUGUUGUGUGAGAUUUAGUGGCAUCUAGUGGUGAGGUUGUAGAUUGCAGCCAACUCUUACAACGUCCCCAUUCUUUACCAUUUAAAAGCAUUAAAGCCUGGCUGUUCACUAAUAGACCAGAUUUGGAAACCAACACAUCAAGUCGGACUGGAUGAAUUGAACACCAUUCGAAACCAUUUUUUCUGCUUUUUCUAAACACAAACUUCAAAUAAAUGUACAUGCAUGUACCACAUAGACAUAUUUACACACUUUUUGGAAGAGUAUGAGCAGCGUUAAGAUGACAAAACCACUGCACAGACCGACUUCAUCCACAAUGGUCAGCAUUUAUUCCCACAUUACCUCAGGGCUUGAGAUAGCCGCUUCCUCCUUGUCAAGAUCCAUGACACAGAAACGCUGCUGUGGCUCUCUGUCAGGAUCAGGAUCUGCAGGGUUGUUAGUUUCAUUCAUGAGCUGCAGACUGACUCUGUGCUUUUCCUACUCUCCUGUGGUCCUUUGGGAAAGUUGGUGCAGAGGCAGUCGUGUGUUUUACAAUGCGGUGCUCUUAAAAGUUAUGCAUUUUUAUUACUGAAAUGAGCUGGUUGCAAAUGAGGCAAGUCAGUUUUGCAUUUGGAGUUGAUGGUAUCGGCAUCGGCACUGAUUUUCUCAAAUUUUUCGAAAAAAUCUUUACCUAUUUACUGUUAAAUUUCUGUGGAGAGAUCCCAAUAAAUGUGACUUUCAAUGAACAAAAUUAUUGAAAAGAAGAGUUUCUGUGUGGAGCAUUUAGAGUCACAGACUCAGCCUGUCCUUGACAGUCUGGAAAACAUGCGAAUCUGUCCACUGAGGUGAGUCUAAGGAUGAUAAAUGAGCCUCAGUGAGCUAAAGCAGAUGGGCAGCAGCAGAGAAAAAAAGAUCCCCAGUCUUGUGCUGCCAUCUCUGCAGUGCUGGCAGAGUUGGACUUGCUGCUGUGUUUGGCACGUGCAGGCAGGCAGGGAGCUGAGCAUGCACACCUCAUGCCACUGCAGAUAGACGGCUCCAUUCCUGCAGGCUUCAGGUGAGGUGGCACGAGGGUCUGGCCCUCUACCCUCUCUGUGUGUGACUGCAGCAGAAUGAGCAGAGCCUCGCCGCAGUAUCAUCACUCCGUCCCCUCUGGAAUAGAGACACAGGAGCAGCUCUCCUAACAGCCGGGCCUGCAUUACUCAGCAGUAAGUGGGCUUGUUUGCAGGGACUGCAGCCGACCUACAGGAGACCGGAGCAGCAGACUAUGACUAAAUAACUGGAGCUCACGAGGAAAGAAGAGGAGAGACACUGGAGCAGAGGAAAGAUAAGAGGGUGAGCUAAAAGAGGAUACAAAAACAGGGCAGAGAGAGGACUUGAUGUGACAGAAAAAGACAGAAGAGAAGAGCAAAGUGUGACGUCUGCAAAACAACUACUUUUCUUGUCGUGCUUGGCCUUGUUCUUUUGUCAGAGGCUAUUUCUUCUACAAGCAAAGGAGGAAUUCAAGAAACACUUGUAAAUGGAUUCGGAGGCGCCUUACCGCUGUGUUAAUAGGAACUAAAUUAGCUAAGAAAACACCCAGGAAGACAGACCCUCUUCAAAAACAAAACCUGUGGCACCAGGAUGAAUCAUCAGGGAGAGUGUCAUCAGAGAUCUCAGCAGCUUUGAAAAAGGAGUCUUCACUCUUUUAGGCCUAAGGACGAAGGAUUAAGAGAGUAAAGAAACACCAUCAAAGAAAGCCCCAACCAAACUGGAGAGCCAAAGUUGAAAUCCACCUCCAGGACUGUAUGCUGGACGGGAUGUGACUGGAAAUCAGAGCAGAGCAGCUAAAAAAUCUCCACAGAAGAAGAAGUAUUACAGCACCCCUCACUCAGCAACAUGCCGUGCUCACCUUUCCGGAUUGGAAGGCCGAGGAAAUGCUGGUGAGUUUCUUUUUCACCUGCCUGGAGACAGUUUUGAUGAGGACUUUAUCAUGAAAUAUAUCAAAGUCAUGUGACUGAUCGGGGCAGCAGCAGGAACCCCCUCCUUUCUAGGAUGAAGACUGAUGGUUCUGCUGAGGCCGGGCGGAGAUGAGGAGGCGGUUUCCUCAUGUUGACAUGUCAUGAUAUGUCAACAUGAGGAAACUAGAGCCAUAUUUAAAAAGAGAGGUGAUAAGCUGAAACUGAAUGUGGUAUAGGAUGAAGAGUGAAACAGCUGAUAAACAAAUGGCAGCCCUAGACAGUGAUAGUGAGGGAAGAGUGAGUGAGUGAGCUUUCCAGAGAGGGAUAGGUUUCCACUGUGAAUGCAAAUACCAACUCCCUGCUGGAGCUUCAUUAAAAUAUCUGCUUUGGUUAUAAGGGGCAUGACAACAAUCUUGCGGCUCCACCAGCUGAAUCACAUUUGCUCUAAAAUAUGUAAUCAGCGCAGUGUGUCACGACUGGAGGAGCUAUUUUGGCCUCUAUUCUACGACAGGAGGAGAUGGGGGCGCAUCGUCCACAUUUAUCUACAGCCUGUGCUUUAAUCUUGCUCCUUUGGUUCAUGUGUUAAAAGUGUUUUCAGACAAAAUCCUGCUGUCUUUUAGUAUUAGUCAUCGAAUCCUAGCUGUGUAAAAUGUAAACAAAGGCUGUUUCUGUUUGACACAUGCAGCAGUAAGCAUAAGUAGUCUUGCCACGACUAACAUUAAUGUUUAUAUCAACACUUUCAGCUGUUCAAGAGAGGAUAAAGGUGCAAAUAUGAAUAACCUUUUCACUGAAAUUUCCAUGAUUCAUUGUUUUGAUUCUCUUUUUUUAUUGCUGAUUGUUGAAAACGCUUUGGGACUUUUAUUUUGAAGGUCAGUGACAGAUACUUCACUGCUGCUACCGAAUAGAAAUAGACGAGCAGAAAACAGAGAACAACAGUCCAGGCUCAAAUUAGUGUCCAGCUAGUCUGUAAAGAAACUCUUACUGCAAGUUAAACAGUUGGACAGUAGAAACAGGUGUAUUUUUACGGCUUAAAAAAGAGUCCACUGAACCAGCAGGGGACGCUGCACUUAGAUUAUUAGGCAGACUCUUCUGACUUCUCAGUCCUGCUUCCCAAAAAGUUUUUGUCUUUUUUUUUUUUGUCUGAGCAACUAAAAGACUCAUGAAACACUUCAAAUAACAUGAUAAGAACAUUAUAAAAGUCUAGACUGUUCGCAUUUUUAGCCUCUCGUCUGUCUUGAUGUUUAACUUUGGUAUCUGUUUUUAAACAUUAUUGAAUUAUUGCACUUUAAAGGGAUAUUCCGGCAUUAAAUUAAGUUAGGAUCAAACACACCGUAACACCCCGUCAAGAGAUGAAUGUUGCCGACCGCUUCUCUUGAUAUACCAACUUUAGUAGCGACCGCACGAUAGCAAUACACAGCAAUCUCAGGAGUCACGUGCUCAACCAAAAAAGCUUCUCUAUAGCCACAAAUAAUGCUCAGAACAGAGCCUAACUUCAUCAACAGUAGGGUCCCAGCCAUAGUAUUCGCCACCAAACAUCUUUUUAGCUCUGCCUGAUUUCUCUAGCCAAGUGACUAAAUUCAACUCACCCUCUUUUUCUGGCAGCCGCUUGUUUGUACAGAGACCUCAGGUGAAUCCAUCAGCGACUGCAGCGUGGUGACGCAGCUCAAGGAAGAACAUUUAUGAUCAUUUCUUCAUGGAAAUUCAACCAGACCAAGAUGCUAAGGCAGAAGAACUACUGCGUCUGCAGAGGAAAAUGAUUAAUAUGAUGAUUAUUACUUCAAGGAAAUGAUGGAGUAAUGAUCAUAAAUGUUCCUCCUUGAGCUGCGUCACCCCGCUGCAGUCGAUGGACUGGCCCUUGAUCUCCCUACAAACAAGCGGCUGCUGGAAGAGAGACUGUGAGUUGUGUUAUGCAAGCGGUCGGCAACAUUCAUCUCUCGACGGGGUGUCUAACUUAGUGUUUGACCCUAACUUAAUUUUUCGCUGGAAUAUCCCUUUAAAUAUCUUUCAAGAUAACAUGGAGAUAGGUUCUCAAGUCUGAGUGAGAGGGCCGCCUAAUAGGAUCCUUUUACUCUCUCUUAUAGUCCAUUUAAUGACCAUUUUUCCUCAUUGUGGGUCAUACACAACAAACAGAUGAUGCUUGAGCCCUGUGUCCGCGCUCUCUUAGGGGAGGCCCGUAAUUGGUUGUAAUCCUGUCAUGUUAAGCCCCCCUGAUGGAAGGAAGUGGGAGAGGAGAGUUAGUGCGGAUAAUGGCCACACUGGUGUGUUAUGUUGUGUAAGAGCCUGUAUACGUACAUACAUCCAGACGCCUCAGCCCCUGGAGCAUGAUGGAUUACUCUGGCAGCCUGUCCGUUGCAUUACUUCCUGUCCAUCCUUUAAUCCUGCCUGUCUCCUCUCUGCUUCGUGUCACUUGACCUUUAUAGGGGACAGCUGUGCACUUUCAAACCUCCCAGUGGUUCAAGUUUUGCUGACCACCUGCGUAAAGCAUUCGAUCAGUCCUUUCAGUCGACCACAUCACAGCAUGUCUCUCUCAUGUCUCAAAACGUCCUCUCUGCCAGUAAUGUUUGGCUCAGUAUGCCGACUCUUUUAUGUGUGAACAUUUCUGUUCAGGGAAAUAUGUCUGAAGUCUACACAGUCCUGAGGUGUUUGACAGAGCUUACCUCCCCUGUAUGGCUCUGUGGUGCUGACAGGGAGGCUGAAAGAGCUAAUGUCAGCUAAAAAGCCAAUCGCUUACACUGCUAAUAAGGCCCAUAGCUAGUUUCUCUGAUGAAAGCAUUUAAAGGGAUAUUCCAGUAUAAAAUUAGGUUAGGGUCAAACACACCGUAACACUGAAUUAGACACCCUGUCAAGAGAUGAAUGUUGCCUACCGCUUGCUUCUCUAGUUUUACCAACUUUAGAAACAACCACACAAUAGCAAAACAAAGCGGUCUCAGGAGCCACGCGCUCAACCAAAACGCCACUCUAUAGCCACAAAUAAUGCUCAGAACAGCACCUAACUUCAUCAACAGUACAUAUAGGGUCCCAGCUACCAAACAUCUUUUUAGCUUUGCCUGAUUUCUUUAGCAAAGAGACUAAACAUAACUCACCUACUCUCUUCCAGCAGCUGCUUGUUUGUAGCAAGACCUCUGGCCAGUCCAUUACAGACUACAGCGGGGUGACGCAGCUCAAGGAAGAACAUUAAUGAUCAUUUCUCCAUGAGUAUGAAAUCAGACACUUAGGCGAAAGAACUAUCGCGCAUUCUUACUUCAAGAAAAUAAUAAAGUAAUGAUCAUAAGGUCUCCGUAAAAACAAGCGGCUGCUGGAAGAGAGUAGGUAAGUUGUGUUAAUUCCUUGCUAAAGAAAUUAGGCAAAGUUAAAAAGAUGUUUGGUGGCUAGUACUGUGGCUGGGACCCUAUAUGUACUGUUGAUGAAGUUAGGUGCUGUUCUGAGCAUUAUUUAUGGCUAUAGAGUGGCUUUUUGAUUGAGCGCAUGGCUCCUGAGACCACUGUGUAUUGCUAUUGUGAGGUUGUUUCUAAAGUUGGUAUAACUAGAGAAGCAAGCGGUCGGCAACAUUCAUCUCUUGACUGGGUGUCUAACUUGGUGUUUCAAUGUGUUUGACCCUAACUUAAUUUUACGCCAGAAUAUCCCUUUAACAGGAGAAAACACCACAGGACUUAUUCAUGAUGGCAUAUAUUGUACUAUAAUUUCCUGUUUUUUUACCUGAGAUCCCUGCAGUUUUAGAUGUUUUCCUUUUUUAAGACGACAGACAAUGAGUGAAUCAAUUUGUCCUGCAUGUAAACUCGUUUUUAGAGAAAUCAAAUAUUGUUUAGCUCAGUGGGUAAUAGUGCUCCAAAAAUAGAUAUUUGACGUCUGCCGAGUGACCCUGCUAUCUAAUCCAGUUUUUGUCAAAUGAUUCAUCAUUCUAUUUUUAUGACGCUCUCUAAAUUCUGGGCCCAUUUAAUCCUGUGUGUGUGUGUGUCCUGGUCCUGCCUGUAAACACUUAAGAGGUGUCGCUGUAAACACUCCUCUGUUUGUGCCCACUGAUUUCCCAGGAGGUGUCACUCUGCAUCCUCCUCUGCACAUGCGCUCACCGCUGCACUUUGAAGCCGGGGUCGGAUGUCAGUUUUGCUUGUGCACGCCUCUCUAUGUAUGUCAGGCUGAGCGGACAUAGUGGGAGAGCAGACUGUCAAGCCCGAUCAGACUGCGCCGUCUCUCUCCGUGAGUCUCCUGCUGUCUGACCGAAUAUAGCAGCAAAGUGACAAGCUCGCCCCUGGUUCUAACCGACUUAAUAAUCCAAAUCCUAAACAUGUCAGCCGCCAUCCAGCACCAGUAGGACAAGACGUUUAAAGGAGAACAUAAAGCCCAGAUGACAUCAGACCGGUUAAGGUUGAGAUGAGCGCUGGGCGGCUCUGACGAGACAUUUCCUUUCAUCUGAUUCUUGCAGCUUUUUUUUUAGAGACAAACAUGUUCAGUCAGCUUUUUUUACCGUUUGACUUCAGACUGUCUUCAGCAGCUGCAGCUUCAUUUGCAGACAGAGCUUUAAGUAUUUAUGAGGCAGACACUUUUUUUUCCCUUGAGCAUUUGAAUAGGUAUACUCCUGAGUAGACAUUUGAGGAUUUUUAUAUUCCACUGACUGUGUUACUUAAACUGUCUGGGUGACGUCCAUUAUUUAUGCAGCAUGAGUAAUGGAAGGAGCCCAUGAGACAUCCCGGACUUGGACGUUUUGGCAGUCAUCGAUUCUGGGGAGCCAGAAGUGACCAUACUCAGGGCGGGUGGUGUUAGAGAAGGCCGAGGGAUUGGCAAAUGCCCUGUUGUCAUAGCUGUAAAGUGUGGUGAAUUAACUAACCAGUUUAUUUGUGGGAAAAGUUGAUAUGGAAACACUGGUGGUGGACCGCUCCUCUCUCUUCGCUGCGGGACCGAAAGAUUCAGAAGAUCUUUUGUACCCACAGCCAUCAGACUUUACAAUUCUUCUAUAAAUAGUAGAUGUCUUUUUGAGACAUGACAGAUGAGACGACAGACAAUUGAAGUUGUCUCUGGGGAUAGAUAAGAUUAUUCUUUUUCUUAUAAGAAAGGUAAACACUGUGGAUUUAUGCCAACACUUGAUAAGAUAACACCUGAAUUUUACUCACAAAAAUGGAGCUCAGACUUCUUAAACAGCCUGAUAUCACAAAAGAACUGCACAACAAACCAUAUUAUUUAUCAGUUUUUUGCGUGAAAGUAAUUUGAAAGUGUUUCAAAACAACAAAUAUGCACCCUAAAAACUCUUGGGUUAUUUCUUCAACCCAAUUCCUUGGUUUUAUGUGUUGAGUUCAAUUUCUGGGUUAUUUUUCAGAUCCAUCCCCCUUUCUUGGGUCAUAUGGAUUCUAUUGUAACCCAAUUUGAGGGUUAAUAAUUUUAGCAAAGCUCCCAAAAAAAGCUCCCUAAAUGCAUAUAUCAAUUUAACCCAAGAUCAUGAGUCAAAUUAACUUGAAGAUUGGGUUAACUUGACCCGUAAAAAGAGUUAUUGAUUCAACCCAAAAUUUGGGUUAAUUUGAAUAAACCAACAUUCUGCGUCAAAAUAACCCAAUAAGUAGUCAGUCCCUUUUCAACCCAAGGGUUUUUAGAGUGUGACUAAGUGGUUAAGUUUAGUAACUGUAUAACCUGAAGUAACAGUUGCUGUCAACAGGUUGUGCAGUUUUUGUCACAAAAACCUGAUCUAUACUUUUGUUUUGAGUCUUCCCCAUAGGUUUGCAUAUACCUGAGCUAACACAGUGCAUAUCCUGCUGUGCAACUCCACUGUUGGUCCACUGCCCACAUUAUAUUUUCUGCAAUCACAACCUUUCUGGUAUCACCAUGUUAGUAAUUAUAAUUAACAUGUUCUCCAACGCCUUUUCUCUUUUUCAUCUGGCAAUCAUUGCUGUACUAUUAACUGAGCAAUAGACGGCUAUUAGAUGUCUAGGUUUUUUUUUUAGAUCUAAUUUCAACCGUCUAGAUUCUGUAUAUUUUUAGACAGAAUGUAGACGUUGCACUUUAACCCAUUAUUUGGUAACUAUUUAUUUAAAAAGGAACUGUUAUUUGCAUAACUGAUCUCCAAGUACUUAACCAAAGUAAUUAUGAUAGUCGUUGAGCAAUAUACAGUGUAGUAUAAUAUAUCUGGCUAGUCUAAACUUGGUCUAAUUUAGACCUGUGGUAGCCUGAUUUUAGACCAGUCGUUGAGGCUACAUUUAGACGUCUAUUAGACCUCGAUGCUCGAUGGGUAUUGACUCCUGCUCAGCAUUUAUCAGCUCCAACUCUACGCUUACAGCCUUGGAUUCUAUAGUCAUAGUUUCUUUUACACAAACAAGCAGAAAAGGUUGCUAUACUGGAAAUUAGCACAAUGAUCAGCACCGAAAACUAAACUUCCACCUAUAGGGUUUAGAUGUAGUGUUGCAGUGCACAUUCAGAUACUCAAGUAUGUAUUACUUAAGGCAGCAAACUGAAAAAUCAUGUGACAUCUUCGACCCUUUUUUGAGUGGCGGGUAGGCUGUACGCUUCAUAGAUCAGACUGUAUGAAGUGAAAUGUCACUGAUUACACAAUUUACUGUCAAACAACACACAAAAGAGCUCCGAUCCCACAGUGCUCCUCUGCUGUUGAAAAGGCACAUCUGCAUGACUGUGAUUUCCCCCGAGGGCGUGUUGCUAUGGACAGUCGCAUUGUGAGAGAUAAGCUAGCAGAAAAUCUGUAUCUAUUGGUGGAUGGAGCGUGCUUUAUUCAAAAACACCUGCUGUACCUGGAUUUCUAAUGCAUACUCAAUAUGGCCAGCUGUCGGGGGACACGGGGGCUCUGGAGGGUCCAUCAAGGAGUCUCCUCACACGUCGGAUCAUAUAGAUUUUUCAUUAUUUAUAUCCCCCGUGCUUCUUUAUAUUGUGCGGCUUUUGUUAUUUUCCAUUCUUGUCAUGAAUACAGCGGUAUAUCAGGGAAAACCUGCUAUUACCUUCAAGUGAAAACAGAUGGUUUGCUCCAUUAUCUGGGUAAGAAGUGCUAAACAAUAUUGUGGUGUAAGAGCACUUUUAGUGGUACGGUUCCCAUGGGAACUAAAAGCUACUUAGACUUAUCUGCUUUUUGAUUUUUUUCCCUCAAUAUUUGCUUUGGUCUGGAUGUGGCAGAGGGAAACUACUGCAAGGACAGACCUUCAGGUUUAUCUCCACAGAAAAAGUAACCCUGAGUUGAGCGGAGUCACGUAACAGAUUACAGAACCGUGUAUUCACAAAGUUGAACUUCCACAAGAAUUAAACUCCUGAGUGGAAAUUAGAUCUUGUGGUCUGGGAAAGAUUGGCUUUGAGGCCCCAAGUGCAGACGCACAUGCACACUCUAAUACAACCGCAGCGGUACAAGCACUGCAGAGAAAAUGGCUUUACACCAGAGACAAUCAUCCUCUCAUUUGUUUGAGUGCUGCAGGUCAGUCUGAAGGGGGUUGGGGAGGAUGGUUCUGAUAACAGGGCAAUUCCAUCCUCUAUCUGUGCGAUAAUUCAUUCCUCAUGUGCUGUUCUCUAUCUCCGUCUGUGGGAGGACUUGUGGCGGGCCGGGGAGCAGGUGUCGCUUCAUCUCGAUGAAUUUGAAAGAAUUCAAGAGGGAGGUUUUGUUCCUGAUAUCACGGCUCUUCAGUGUCACCGUACUAAUAUUUGAUGACACAGAGGAGACAGGAUCACUGAGCAUUACAGCUGGUUUUGUUGACGUCUGACCUCUGGGGUUUACUUUCACACAGCUUGAAUAAGAUGUGUUUGGGGACUGGAGACAGUGAUUACCAAUUAAUUGAGGUUAAACUCCUGUUUGCUGGUUGGAUAGAGUUGACAUAUUAAGGCCACAGAAUAUAGUUUAUUUAGUGAAACAGGGUGCACCAAGUCCACCUUUAUGUCCACCACUCCCAUAACCUUGAAAGUCUUUCAAGGAAACUUCCGACUGGCUCUUAAAGUCCCACUCCAAUUAUUUUUUUACUACUUAUAGUGUUGUCAGUGGUCUUUAAAUUGUGAUUAUGAAGUUUUUUCCAAAAAUGGUGUUACCUGUGUCAUUUUCAAGGCCUUUUCUUCUGCAGAGCUCCAGUAGCUCAUUAGCCUCUGAGUCGUGGGCGGAGACCACACUUGUCUACACGUUAGCCUAACAUUGCCGGUGUAGUAGAAGUGGCAGGUAACAUAGGAGCUAUUCAGCUCUCGGACACUAAUGUCUUUAGGGACAAGAUGAAAGCUAAUAUCAUAAUUAGCUUUCUUAUGAGCAUUGUAAAACGCACACGCUUGUUCCACGUUCGUCCUCUGUAUUCCUCCUCUAUAUGCAGAGUGUGGCCUGCAUAGCGUGGCUCUGGGGGCGGAGCUUGGAUUGGUUACAUAUGAAAUCUCACUGUUUCUUAACCUGCCGUUUGGGUCUGCCAGAGAUUCACAGAGAUUUGAAUGAAGAAAUACUCAGAAAAGCAAUUUCGCAUUUAGUUUUCUCAUGAUAUGUCCUGUAGCAUCAGAGAAAUGCCACAUGAACGUAUGAAAAACAAGAAAAAUAUGAUUAAUUUUUAACUUUAAUUUUAGGAUCCGUGUCCACAAACAGCACCCACAGAGGCAAAACAGUUUGUUUCCAAAACUGACUGACUUAUGAUAAUAACUUUGUCUUUAAGAACGGCAGGACUAAAACUGUAUCAGUAGUUUUCAACAUUUUCCUUUUGAUUGAAUGAAAGUAAACAGAGUAAUUUUACAGCAACAGAGGAAAGCAGAAGUUUAUCAUUGAGAGAAGGAGGUCAUAGUUUUUAUCAGCGUGAGGCUGCUUUUUUACUUUAUGGACCCCUCCCAAUGAGGCUUAAUUACCCAACUCAAAACAAGAUAUUAGAAAGAAAAUGCUGCAUAAUUAUCAAAGCAGUCACAAUCACAGUCACAGUGGGGCUGAGAUUUACUGCAGAGAAAUCAUAGUGGGGAUGUGGUGUCUCUUUAAAGUAGGGAGCAGUUGCAGCCCCUGCUUUGCCUUGCAAACAGACUGAGGGCUUGAUUAACACAGUGGAUUUGUUUAUGAGUGUCUGUGGGCGGGUUUUAACAAAUCGAAACGCAGCAGGAAAACCCGCAGACCUCCUGCAUGCAUCUUUUGUUUGAUGGAGGUCUAAAUUCACAGACUGUACAAUGAUUGUCACGUUGAGUCCGACUGUUUUUAUCUGUUUCUACAAGUGAGAAAAAUCUUAUUCUCUGUUUGUCUUUUCAUUAAAAAAAGAGAAACGGUGACCUUUGCUCGGUGCUGUUUCUGCCCCCUGAGGUUGAGCGCUGCUAAUUGAAACUCAGCCUGUGGGAGAAACUCAAUAGUUUUGCAUUAAUAAGCAUCAUUUAUAUUUCAAAACAGACGCCAUCUUACCAGCUGAGGACCUCUGACAUGUUGACAUGUUGUUCUUUGUGUGUAAUGUGUUUGUGAUUGGAAUCCUAAAUCUUAAAGUGCCCUCGGGUCAGUAUUGAUCACACGCAGUCUCCCAUAUACUCAUUAAACAGAUUAAACUCUGAGCGAAUUCACUGGGAGAAAAGCUGAUAUUCGUCAAGAAAUGAAAAUCUAGAUCAGAGAUGUUGACUUACACUUUCAGAGUAGCUAUCAUUUUAGCUUUUUCCUUGUCAUUUUCUCCAACUCAGUCGAUAAAUAGCUUCAAAAUAUCUGACAGAGAAGAAAGGUGAGAAGGGGAAAUUUCAGGACAGCAGCAAUUCUCCGGGGAUAAGCGUUCAGAGGGGGCAGUGGAGGGGAGUGACCACAGGCCAUUUCACCGGGAUAAUGGGAUGGGAAUCCCUGGCAGCGGUGGCCGGUCGGAUGGGAUUUACUCUGGGAUUCUUCAGAGGACAGGAUAUUAUCAUUUUCAAACCAACUCCCUUCUUCUAUUAGAUACAGAAAUAAUCAUCCUCUGUUGUUAUUAUAUAUCACGCCAGGAUACCAAAGUGGUGAGAUCCCAGACAGACAUUAUGGAGUAAUUUCAUUGGCUUUUAAUUUGAAAGUGACCGGGCUGCAAUAAUCUAUAUAAAACACAGCUCAACACAGGAAAUCGGCCUCAUCUUAUCAGAUAAUGUGUUUUUAUCCAUAAGUGCAAUUGACAAAAGCCCUCACAGCCAACACGUUUUUGUUUUUUCAACUCCACACUGAGCCCUCUCAAAAAAAACAGAACAUCUGCAGUCCUUGCUUGAGGGUUUAAAAGAGAGAUAGAAAGAGAUUAAUGUCCCUUUACAGCAGGACGCCCCCCACAAAUGACUGCUAAUCUGCUCAAAGUCAAAGUUUGGUCCAGUGAUAUAAUAGAGUUCGUUUUUUUUCAGCAGUCGGCUUUGGACAGUGAGAGGAUUAUUUGUUUUGUUUAUCAGAAAACACAGCUCUUAAUGGGGCACAGUAUGAUGACUGUGCUCUAAUCCCUUGUUAUCUCUUCAUGUCUGACACAUGAGGCACACAAACAAACACCUACACAGACACACACACGUAUUUCACACACUCGGAGCUGUCGAAGAGAAGGACAGAUGAGAUGAUGCUUUUCCCCCGCGCAGGAUGUCAUUUAGCACGGGUUCGAAUGGGAAAAGGUCGGGUUGCUGACAUUAGUCACAGGUCUGCUGAGAGCCGGAGCUUGAAGCUUAGUGGAGGAGCAUGUUCACAGGGGAUUGAAUGAGAAUCAUUAUUGUAAUUAAAACCCUCUCCGCACAAGCUUCCUCAUCUUGCACAAUGAGAAUAAAGGAUUCAUUGUGUGAGAAACAGGGUCAUGUAUGUACCUUCAUCGCUCACAUCCAGGCUGAGACACAGAGGCAGGCAUGUAAUAUAUCAUAUUUACUUCUUUCUUCAUUUUUAAGUACUAAUUCAUCAGGAUGUAAAGGAAAGCAGGAAACUGAAGUCAAAGCACAGGCAGAUAUUUAUAAUCCCUUACCGAAGUUAGCCACAGCUUUUCAGGACUAUUAGUUCUUAGAUUUAUGCUGUGUUCGAGUUACAUCGGAAGUCAGAUGUUCGAGCUUGGGAUGACGUCACACCUGAGUUACCAUAGUCGGAAAAAAGCAAAAUCUGAGGCGGAAACAAGAUGGCUACAUCUACGAAAAGGUAAAAUAACUUAAAAUAACUAAAAUAAUAAGUGCUAAAAUAACUUUUGUAGCUGGAGCCAUCUUUUUUCUGACUUGGUAACUGAAAUGCUGGUAACUUGGGUGUGACGUCAUCCCCAGCUUGGAUAUCUGACUCACGAGGUAACUUGAACGCAGCAUUAUUCUGGCGUAGCUGUUAUCCUCAUUCAUCCCUUUACUUUUCAUAUUGUUCCGAUUAUAUUUCAAACUUCCCAAAUAAAAACAUUGAUGUUGUCAAUAACGUUUGGAAAUAACCAUCAGCAAAUCUAAAGAGAUAAAGCUGCCAACCUGUGUGUCCAUUCACCACACCACCUGAUAAUGCAAAUGUCUGCAUCCCUUUCAGCCUGACUCGAUUAAAAUACUGUAGAUAGUUUCUUUUUAAAGUUAUGUGUUUGGGCAUUUAUUAGAGAGGAGCCAGCUUCAGUGAGAAACAUAGCCUCUGCACACAGGGGCGCGCUGAAACCACAAGGCCGUCUGUGCCCCAAAAAAUGAGGAAUUUCUGUUAAAAAAUUAACGCCAAGCAGAUGUAGAGAAAUUAACUUUUAAGACCCAUUUCGCUCAAUGGGAAUUCUCGGAGCCAGUAGUGUUGUGUCAUUCGUGAAUGAUUUGUUUUAAAGAACCAAAUCUUUUAAGUGAACGUACAGAACCGAAUCACUUCCUUGAGUGAUUCGUUCGUUUCUCACUUCAGUUGAGCUGAAGUGAGAAACAGCAUUGCCAGGCCAGCAGCUGGCAGAAGAGUGACCACAUGCACCAACAUCUGAAUCACAACCCCAAUUUACUGAGCAGACCUGGUAAAUAGCAUACCAUAGGACAGUUGCUGACACUUUAAACAUCAUAACUUAUAAACAAGUUCAUUGUUACAAACCUGUUUGCCAAAGCAACACAGCCAAACACUCUCGUCUCCUGGUCCCAGAAGCUAUGAUCUGCACUGAAUCCUGAACCGUUCAGCUGUGUAUCAGUUCAGGAGGUCGGAGUCACAGGCUCCUUCCGCCAAACGCUAAAUGAUUCAGUUCAUCUAAAAGAACUGCCGUGCCCAUUACUAGGAGCCAGCUUCUAGUGGACAAAAGAGGAACUGCAGGACUUUGCUCUUUUUUACUUGCACUUUGCACCCGAGAUUCCUGCAUGAUUUCACUCAGCUGACACUAAAAAGUCAACGGUUUACUAAAUACUUAAUUCAAACAAAUAUAAUUUGAGAGUUACUGUAAUAGUAUUUUUGUGCAGAAACUGUAGAAUCACAGUUAAAUCAAAGCAGAGACUCUAUUUUAUUAUGUGCCUAUAGUGUUAAUGUAGUUCUGUGUCAUGUUUAAUCAUGGUUGUAGGUUCAUCAUGGCGUCUUCAAACGUCUCCACGUUUGAUAUCAGGCAGUUUGGUUAAAUCAUUCAUUCAUUUUCCUGAACAUGAAUGUGCAUGCGGCUGUAAUAUUUGUCUUUCACAUGUGGCUGAUGUUGUUGCCACAGCAACAUCCCUCGCUGGCUCGUGAAGCAGUGCUGGGAUUAAAGGCAACCCCCGAUACCCAAAAAAGCUUUUUCCUUCUCUGAGCGGCAGACUUCAGUGGGCCUUUGGAUGGAUGAUGGGGGGGAGGGGCUCCUGCUUUGAAGGGGGAUGAGGGAAGUGAUGUUGGUGGUCUGAUGGCUGCGGAGGGGGGGUUGGUGCUUGCUUUAGAGUUCUAGGUUUCAGACUAGUACCACCACGUGUGUGUAUGUAAGACUGAGAGCAGACAAAGAGGGUGGAGAAAGAGGAACCACAGAGUGCAAGACUGAGUGGGAGGAGAAAAGAGAGAGAGGGAGAGAGAGAGAGGGGAGAGAGGGAGGAGACUGAGCGGUGGAGAGGAUGCUCACUGGGAGUGUGUGACAGAGUAAAGAGCUGAGAGUGAGGCCAGCAGGUGAAUGAGUGAUGGAGAGCCGCAUGAGAAGCUGAAGAGAGAAAGAGAAGAGAGAGUCAAAGAGGAGGCUCAGAGAGAGAGAGAGGAGAUCACUGUGACAAAAGAGGGAGGAGAGAGGGAGAGAGGCUUUUAAGCAGAGGAGAAACGUAGUCAGAGAGUGAGUCAUCCCCCUGCCCGGUUACUGGUCACUGUCCGGACUUUUCCUGCUGAGCGUCCAGCUGCUGCUGCCAGAGUAAGUUUGCUGCCGGGCUCUAAGUAGGACACCAGGUUGCUGGAUGACAACCUCUUCUUCGUCUUCUUCUUCUUCUUCUUCUUCUUUACGUGGAUGAUUUGUGCGGUGCGUCGUGAACCAGCUGGGGUGCGUUAUGUAAUUUGUUGUGGUGUUGGGAUGAUGCCGUGGCUUAGUGCUGCAAACUGAUCUGCGGGAGCGCUUAUGUGUUCACGCUGCAUGGAGCACGGCAGGUGUGUGUGUAAACAACAGGAUGUACAGUAGCAUGCACUGUACAGUGGGGCAGUUUGGAGUGGCUGCAGGGGGGACAUCUCCUCUGACACUUUUUUAUGAUGCAGGAUUUACAAAGUGUGAUUUUCACGGUCUGUUAUUUAAAUGUACUUCAUGUACAUGAUAACGUCAGAGAAAAGAUGCCUGAUAUUUCUGAGAAGUAUGACCUUUAAUCUUCAGCCUUGCAUGAGUAUUCACCCUUUUGGACUUUUCUAUAUUUAAUAGUCUUACGUUGUUGAUCGGAGAGACUUGUUUCAGCUCCUCUUGCUUUGUUUCAGACAAGACAGAACAUCCUAUCUCUUUGCUAAUGUUGUCUUGCAUAUUCAGUUCUUUUAAAACUUAAAUGUAUAGUAUAUAAUUUCAUGCAAAAUGUAAAAAAAUGGCCUCUUCUUUAUGCAACCCUUACACCUGCACUGACAUCUACCCUGCAGCGAUGGGAACAGACAUUAAGUAAAAAAGUAUCUCCUUUCUGCUGAUCUUGUUUGCUUGUGCAGGUCCUUAAGAGGCAUUAUUGUUAAUUUCAGCACAAAAACUCCUUACAUGAGCUUUAAUAAACACAAUCAGACCCCCCAAAAUUAGAUAAGUUUAAAGAAAACAAAGUACUCCAAACUUUCCAGAUUGUUAAAGCCUCCUUAUAUCCAUUUUCUGCAGUUAUAUUACAGAAAAUAAGUUUCAAUUUGCAGCUGAAUCACAACAACAAACAUAACAGGUCAGUGAGGGGUGAACACUUGUGCAGGAUGCUGUGUGAAACCAGUUGUUUGGUGUGUGUCCUGCAUUCAUGUUGAGCACCUCCUCUAAUUAAAGAGUUGAGGGCAGCUGAUGCACGAUCAUAUCUCCACCUCCCGUGGGAGAUCUGCUGCUGCUGCUGCCGGGGCUCCUCGCCUCAUUCAUGUUUAUUUAGCAUGCUGGGGGAAAAAAACAUAAUACAACUGUUCCCAUUUUGUUUGGGAGCUUGUUUGACUGAAGAUGCACUGGCUUGUUGUGUAAGAGCAGGAUGCGCUGUUUGCUCGUGAUUCACGCUCUUUUUUUUUCUUAACCUAUAUUUGGUUGUGGGUACAGUCAGUGGAUGUGAAAACAGAUUCUUUCUCGAACAGCAGCUGUUUGUCUGAUCACAAAUAACAAAUAAAUGAUUACUCCUCCAGCGCAGAGAGAUAGCAUGUAUUUAAAAAAGGAUUUGCAUUCAGGCAGUGCAUCUCUUUAACUUAUCGCACGCAUUAAAGGGUGGGUUUUAUCUCUUACACAUGAAGAUUCAUAUUUCAUGCAUCCGUCGUCAUCGCAGGCAGGGGUAUAAAUUUUUCACUUUGCAUUAUCACCACUUCAUGUUCAUUUCAGAUCCACUCGCACACUGAUUGAUCUCCCCAUGUGUUUGAAAUUUAUUGAAUUAUUCAAACGAAUUGAAAGCCUGCCGCGCAGUCUGGCCCGUCGUCAGUGUCAAUAGGGCAGCACGUUCAGGGGGAGGGAUCGAUCGGUGAUCCUGUGUGGGGAUUGAGCCGUUCUAGGAGAGAUAUGGAGGUUAGAGUACAGGAUGCGUGACUGUAGUAUUGCUUGGUUUGGUGUUAGCAAGUGUGCUGCUCUUCUGGGAAUGAGAGGAGGGAUGCUCUCUCUGAAUAAAUGUGGGAGUACAGUACGGGUAGAUGACAGUCCCCAAACCCCUGAAGUGUUGGUGAAUAGAGGGUUUAUGAUUCGUGUGACAGACGAUGAAGAAUCUAUACAGGGAGUUAGUUCAACAUUAUAAAGGGAGGAUGUUAACAGCAAAGGCAUGAGAUAUUGACUUAUUGAGAGUGUAAAAACAAACUUGUGUGUUUCCAGAAAGUUAUGGAGGUGAAAUUUCAUCAUCAAGGUACAGCACCCACAGGGGCGUGUCCAGACAGUUCCGUUGGGGUGGCUCAAAAGGGCACUGACUUGUGCAGGGGUGGCAUGAAGUAUCUGUGUGCACAUGUCCAAAUGGCUUUAUACUACAUUUUUGUCUCAACCAGUUAUUACAGUCUGUCUUGAAUCGACAUGGGCACAGUGAUUUAGACCUAAUGCAGUGAUUUCCAUUCCAGAGUCAUAUCUAUCUAAGUUUGUGGAACAAUCUGAACAAAGAAGCUAAAUCAAAUUUUAUCUUCAAAAAAAGUGUCAAAGCCAGUAUGUUGAGUAAAUACAAAUCUCAGUCUUGGUAUGUUUGUUUUGUGAAAAAAAUGUGAAUUCUGUUUGCUUUGUGGGUUGUUUUUGAAAAUAAGAAAUUUACAUGACCCAACCUAAGAUGGGAUUUGGCCCAUCUUAUCUAACAUGAGCGACAGUGGUGAGGAAAAACUUUCUUUUAACAGGCAGAAACCUUGGGUAGGACCAGACAACCUUGGACCACAGUCCUCCAUGUAUCCUUGUUUUUUUGUACUGUAAUUUCUCUGGGUACUCUGAAUUUUUUGCACGGUAACAUACUUGUAGGAUAAAAAAAAUCCUUAGGAUUUUGGCUUAAAAUGUUGAACUGUUCACCCACACAGUCCUCCAUAGUUCUGAGGGAUCUACAUUUAAAACAGUGUCCCAGCUUUUUAGAAGCUAAAGUUGAACAUUUUUCAACUUUAUCUACCGUCUGUCAAAAGAAAGAGUUAUAUUAAAAGUGUUUCACCUUCUGGGCUGAAGGCAGUUGUACGGCCUCCAAAGUGAGUGACAUUUCAUGUCGGCGUUGCUUUAGGUUUUUCUCUUUCUUGUCUUUCAACUGAGUGACCUUUUCUAACCAAACGCUCUCUGACAUCUGUCCAAUUGUAGGAAACAAGAUGGGAGUGACCCCCGGAUUUCUGCAGCACUAGAGCCCCAGCUGUUCCAGCCGACACUCCCAUACAGCAGCUCGCCAUUCCACAAGGUAGGAGGAGUAUGAAGAGGAGGGGGUUGCACUUUGACCUCUGACCUUAUCUGAUGGACCUCUGUGUGACCUCUCUGUGUGAUCUGUGUAAGGUGUUGCUGCUCGUUUGGGCUCUACACCUGCUUCCCUCGGGUCUCUGUCUGUAUACAGUCGUUCACAUGUGUGUUUUACAGUAGACUCACACUUUUUUCCCCUCCGGUGUUACUUUGAUUUUGUCUCCCCUUUGUGCGGCUUAUGUAAUUACAAUGCGUCAUGUCUGGGAUGAUUAUAUUUGGCUGAUUCAAUCAAUUCAAAUCUAUUUUUAGCAGGAGACUCUAUCGCAGCGUGAUAUCGAUGAUUUCUCAAUCCAAGUUUUUUAACUUUAAUGAAAGCAAACAAAACACAGCAUGUCUGCACAAUCAUCCUUUUUUAGAUAGAAAAUACAAAAACUUUUACCACUUUUUUCAGGGUUUCAAUAGUUUUCCAUGAACAUUACUUGGAAAAAUGAUCAACAAUUUCUUCAGACGUUUUAAAUGAAGCUAAAUUAGCAUUUUUUUUAAAAACUUGCUCUUAUUAAACGUGAGGAUUUUCUGCAGGGGGUGUCAUCCAGUUCACUAAAACUGUUCUCAAAGAUUUUUCAAUCAGCCCAGUUUGAUCUGUUAUUCGCCCGUUCAGAGGAAAUCAUGUGAAGACUAAAUUGCUGCAAUUAUUGAUGCCGAAUCUAAAAAAAGGCAGAACAUGAAAGGGUUCAGAGGCAGUCCAUUCAAUAGAUCUAUUUAGACAGUCACGGCACCAUUCACACACACAUAUUGCUUUCAGAGCUGUCAUGCCCACCUUUUGGCAUCAUUUAUCUUCCGUAAGUGUGCGACUGACGCAAAAAAAAACUGCACAGGGAUGAUUCAGGAUCCAAGAAACUCAGCACAGCUAAGCUCAGCAGUGAUUUGAAGUGGAUACCAUCUCACACGUCAGAUUGGUUUCAUAAGGUCUCUCACACUUUGGCAGAGGCUUACACAGCGAGCAGAGGGAGCGCAAAGAGAAAGGGAUUAUGAGAGAAUUUCGGAGAUUGGGUUGUCAAACCGUCACUUCCGAUCCCGGCUGCACAAACCAUCUGCAGGUGCCUCAGACUUACAAGAUAGAAAUAGUCGUACACAAGUCGAGGAUUUAUGGCCCUUCUGUGAGUCUGCAGGUUUGCAGAGAUGACAGUGUACCGGAAUUUUCUUCUUAUUUUUGGGUGAAAAGCAACAACAACAAAAAAGGAGGUCUGUAAGAUGUCAAAUAUUCCCGCUCUCUAAAUGGAGUCAAGUGCAGCGAUAUUUAAAAAUUGAUCCCUGACCUCGUUUUCACCGAACGGUCUUUGGAUAUUGGAUAUUGAGGGGCAGCGUGGUAAUGUGUUGCGCUGCAGUAUGAUAAGGGCUUAGUAGGGCAACACUCAGAGGAGCAUAUCGCUUUAAUCAGAGCCCUGCGAAAACCAGGUCAAUCUGCAAUUAACCCCGGCAGGUCUUAUGGUCAGCGCCUAAUUCAAACCACAAUGCCACGCUGUCAUAUUCACAACGUGGCAACUUAUUAUAGGGUUUGCCUCAAAUACUUAUUCAAUAUGAUCCAUAUACCGCAAAACAAGGCCUUUCUGAUGCUCUAUAUUGACUCCAGAAACACACACACACACUGACUCACAAAGACCUGUCAAAUGAUCCGGCGUUACCUUGCUACUUUAGGGUCUCCAAAGACAUCCUCGGGUUUGUGUCAGCAAAUAAAAACUGAUAGAAUCUGUGGAGCUUAUUGCUUUCCUCGAACUCUGAUGUCGUCUGUAGGAGUCACGAUUUUCUGGAGCGACGGGUUAUUAGUAAUAGACCUCCGGCCGGGACUUCAUUUCAGUGCGUUCGGUGCCAUUUUUUACUGUCUGACUGGCAGCUGAUGAUAGAUGAGAGUGUUGGUUUUAAGGUGUGACGUCUAAGGAUAUACACUCUGUCUUCUGAAAGACGUCAGAUACACAACGCAAUCAGUCUUCAUUCGUUAUCUAUUUUUAGACUUCUUAAAAACAUACGUUUAGGUGUUUUGGUCACGCGCAGCGGGCACCACUGGGCUGAAACAGUCCCCGAACAAUUAAAAUAAGACACUUUUGACGAAGGGUGUCCUGAUCCUGGUCUUGGCUGUCAUGUUAAAGCAGAUUUGGCUACUUUUCAGCUGAUCGGAGUUAGGCUACUGUGAACACUGAUGUCAGCAGUGUAGAAAUAUUUUAAAUAAGGAAGCAGACUAGAAAGUUGCUGCAUUAAAGCAAGAGGAAGGAUACAAAAAGGUGCUUGAGUUCAUCACUUUGUACCAUCUUACCUCAUUUUUGUGUCGCUUUUUGGAGCUUUUCGAUCCAUUGUGUACAUCCGUUUGAGACAACAUAUAAGGUGUUUGAAAACAUGAUUUGGCUGCUGUUAGAUUUAUGAAAGACUAUUUAAACAUGCAGUAUUGCUUACACACUAGCUGGAAGAGGUUAAAUGGAGUAAGCAGGACCCAGACCAGGACUCAAUAUCAGCAGAUAGAUCGUAUCAAAGAAACUGGAUCAGGAUUUUGGGGGCCAAAAAGGCUGAUCAGGAUAUCCCUACUUCCAAUAUCGAUAUCCAGUCCUGCUAGGUUCUGGUUGACUUGAUGGUUUAAGCCAUGCCCCAAAUAUACAGAGGACCUUGGCUGCUCUCACCUCUUGCCAUAACCCCCUGCAGCAUCUUUCCUCACUCUCAGCUGUCAUUUCAGUUUAGGAAAAAAAGACUAAAGAAAAAGACUAAAAAAAUAACUUCUUAUGCAGAAUCUGAGAAGCCCAAACAUCCCUGAGCUGUCUUGAACAAAAGUCAAAAAUCAAAAGUUCGUUAUCACAUUAUAAAGAAAGAUGAAAUGUGACUCUGUGUGCCUCCCUAGAGUUCUUUUUUGGGGUAUAAGUGACCUUGUCCGACUUGUUUACAGCAGCUGCUGUGGGUUAUACAAUCUGAUCAGGUUGAAUUACUGUAGAUUCCUAUUUUAAGAUGCUAAAUCUUCCUGUAUUACCUCGAACCAGAAUGUGAAACACAAAGCCAUCCUGUGAGUGUGAACGGAGAAGACAAGCCCCGAUGUGUCUCUGUGAGGUGGUCAGCGUUAUAAUGAGCUCCUCUCUAACUGCACAGAGUUGUUCCUGAGAAGUGUGUGGGAGAGGAGAGAGAGGUCUCAUGCAUUAAAUUUGCCUCUUGUCAUGAUGAUGAUCUUAUUAGCGCUCAUAAUGGAAGGUCUCUGCUCUGACACCUACGGUGCAUGCCAGCCCGCACCUCUGCCCCUCUGUUCAUGUCUGCGAAAUGAUCAAAAGUUUUCUCUUCAAAGACUUCCCUCUGCUCCUACUGCAGUUUUUGUGUCUGUCUAGACUUCUGCCCCUUUUACUCCAUCCAUCCUCUUUUUAUUACAUUCAUAUUUCUCAUUUUUGGUUCUUCUUUCUUGGGUUUUUGGGUUUCCAGCAAAGUGGGACAUCUCAUCAAAUAGCUCCUCCUUGACAGGCGAUUGUUUAGAGACUUGUCUCUUAGAGUCUGACUCCACCUCCUGCUACCUGUCAGUCUAAGUCAAGAAAGGGCUGUGAUAGAUACACAGGUGGAUGAUAUGUGGUUUGGAUGUCCUCCUGUGAUGCUUUAAAGAGAGAAAGAGGCAGACAAAGACGGAUCAGCAGAGCACAGACUCCUCCAUCUGCAGUCAGAGGAUUAAUACUGUAAAAUCUGAGCCUCCUGAGACUUCAACUCACUCUGGUCUUGUGUGUUUAGAGGACACACCGCUUCAGCCUGUGGAACUUGUCUUCGGCUGUCUCUGAUCCAGGACUUGUUUGCAGUCAUGGUUGCACUUAGCGGGGAUGCAGCUUUAUCUGGAGUGUCUCAGUGGGACUCCGUCAAAAGUCUGUCACAGAGCGAGUUUUAUCCAAACCUGUAGAAGUGAAGUAAGGUGAAGAAACAUCUCUCAGAGCGGCAGGACACUUAUUUAAGAAAAUGGCUCGAAAUCAUGACAACUACUUCAAUUCUCCAAUGGUGACAAAGGCACGCUGGAGGAAACCCAGCCAUGUAAGUAGCUCCACUUUAGAAAAAUACAGGACAGGUAGGCUGAAAGGAUGUCAGGUCGGAAAAUAGAGUCUUCAAACUGAGACUAAAACUGCAAAAUAGAAAUCAGACAGAAGCCCUGACAGCGCUGGAAAAUGUUUAAUUAAAGAGGAGCAGUUCCAGCUUUAUCGCUGAUAUUUCUAAGAGUGUAACAGGUAGCAUGACAGGAUUUCAUGUGCUUUUUUUUUUUGCGUGGCUGUUUGUCAUCACUGACUUUUACUGGUUCAUAAAGUUGUUAUGCAAGACUUAUAAUAAUAUGUGGUUUAAAGCAGGAGCUCCACUCGCCCUGAUCCUCGAUUAAUGUGGCUGCAGCCGCUGUUAUUUACUUUCAGGGUUUGAGGCGGACUGUUGUUUGCACAUGGUGGAGGACUUUACUCAAACUCACACAGAAAGCUAAGAUUGCUCUGUACACAAGCUGUUUGACUGUGUCGGGCUUUACUGGCUCAACCUUGCAGCCGUCACUUUUAUCGCCACAGACCCACGUUCUCACGGGCCGCUGUAAUUCAGCUUUAUUGUUGUUAUUAGAUGGGUCAUGCUCAACCGAUGCAUGGCAUUCGGCAUGUGAAGUUUUUAAAGGGCAGCGCUCCCAGCAGCUGUGUUUGGGAUGUAAAGAGUAAAGCAGGUGUUUAACGCGGACAAACCGGUCCGCCUCACAUGAAUGAGAGACAAACCGCGAGGGGAGAGGCAGGAGAUGACACACUUCAAUCAGGUAAAAUGUGAAUUCAAACAAAUAGAAGUCCAAACUUUGGCUGGGGAGGAUUGUCAUGAGACCACAAAGUUGUGCUUCGCAGACUCUCAACACCUGCCUUACAGUAGAGAGCUAAUGUGUCAACAGUUUUUGGUUAUUAUGCAACACCUGACCCAGUUUUAUUAAGUGAUGAUUUGAUAUUCUGUUUGAGCUCCUGAAGUUGAGAGUUUACACUGUCAUCAAAGUCAAAUGUCAUUAAUUUAAAAUCUUUUAUGUAAGCUCUUUGGUAAACAUGAUUCUAGUUGAUAGGUUGAUUCAAACGGCUGAAGAAAAUUUCACUUUUUUUUCACGAUUUUAGAGAGUAUACGGCUUUGAAACCCUCUAAUGCUGCAAACCUUUGAUCCGGUUCAAAGUACUUUUUACACAAUGGUGCCUGAGACUGAUUUCACAUAUUUAUUUGUAGUUUUGAUACAAAUUUAAAACUCCUGUUAGGAACUUUUAAUUUAUCAUCCUUCUUAGAUUUGUUAAAGUUGUAAUUUAUAACAAAAAAUGUCAUUAUUUUAACUUUUGAUGAUCAAAUGCACAAAAACAGAGCUGUUUCUUCAGCUGCUUGGCUGACACCUACCCUCCUGCAUUAAAAUAACAACAUAAAAAUCAUCAGUCUUGUCACUGAAAGGUUUGUUUGCUUUUUUAUAUCAUCAAAAAGCAUCAACAUGAAUUUCAGUCUGUUUCAUAAAUGACAAAAAACGCCCUUAUAGGAGCUUUAAGCUGCUUGUGCGUCAGUAUUGAUACAGUCAUGUCACUAUUUGAUCUAUUUAUUCGCUUACAAAGAAAAGAGCAAGUUAAUAACAAUAUUAGAUACAGGACAAAAGCAUGUUAUAGUUGGUGAAAGGGCAAAUUUAAACUUUCACUGAUUUGAACCCAAAUGGCAUUAAACUACGGUGGCCAGCAAGGGCAGAUAAUCUGCGAAGAAACAUGCUGCACACUCACAUGCCACACUCUGUAUUUGUGUUACAUUUGCUAUAAUACUCUGUCUUUUUACCACAGGUUACUUCUCAUUUGUUUUGCAUUUAAACUCUUGCAUUCACUUAAAACCGAUGAAUAUGUUUUUGAGCUCACUUUGUUCGAGCAUCUGCAGGAUAUGAUUGCCUCUGUGUGUGUGUUUAGUUUACAGCAGAAAGAUGCCUUUUAUACGCUAGAUUCAAACAAAAAAGCACUCAGAUACAAAAGGACCAGAGCUGUUCCUGGUCAGAGAUCACUUUGUACUUUAGAGAGAGCAGCAGAUGUCCAAAGGCUCGGUCUGCUGAAUAGUAAUUAAAGUGUUCUUGAGGGCACAGUGCAGGGAUGCAGUCAUUAGUAUCUGCCAUGAAUAGACACAAAAACAUUAACAGAGAAAGGUCAGCAAAGUUCGAGGUUAAAUCAUCGUUUCUGAAACUGAAGAAAGCUUCAAUCAGCCUGACGGUAAAUGAACUCAAACAUGUCAUGUCGCUCUCCUCUCUGCAGACCCCAGGUUUAUUUGAAAUGAUUGAAAGGAUGCAGGUAAGACGACACCUUAAUCUGUGUAUUUCUGUCUGGCGGUCUCUAAGCCGCACUCACAAAGCCACUAACCAGCAGUCAGAGCGACUUCUCCUAACUCUGCGGCUCUCUGGCCCUCUGCCCGGCUACGACACCUGUGUGUGCUGGUUUCCAAGGAGCGCUGUUGGGGCAUUAUGUGUGUGUGUGUGUGUCGCCGCGUCUCUAUUAACAUUCUGGUUGCUGCCAGCACUUUAACUUCAUUACGUCUCUUCAAUAACUGUCUCCUGAUCUCUUCAUAGCUUUAUAUUGAUGGAUGUUUUAAACAAACCGUCCCCACUUAUAAUGAAGCGAAACUUUUAUGACGGAGCUUUUUAAGACUUGAGUUAAUUACGUAUCAUAAAAACAGCUUUUAGGAGCCCCAGCAUCUUUCACAUUUGACAGAGCUGGUCAGCGUUCCUGAAUAUUUUAACCAGAUAAAUUAUAUUCUUUGUAGCAGGAGUGUUUUUUCCACAUAAUUUAUGGGAAUGAUGCAUCAUCUCUCUGGACGCUCAGUGCCAUCGCGGCUCUGAUUUAGUAUCUCUGCAUCUCUUCCUUUUGCACCCUCUCCAUUCGUCUCUCACACAUGCACACUUCAGGUCCCUUGGGUGUUUCUGUUUCACUUAGCUUAGCAUGUUUUUAAUGAAGACGCUUCUUCUGUGUGCUAACAGUCUCUCUCUAAGUCGCCUGCUCUUUAGCAUCCUUGAAUAGUAUCAGCUGUGAGUGUGUGAGUGUGUGUGUAAGUUUCCGUCUGCCCCUCAUGACUUUGCCUUGUUGUCUGCUGCAAACCUCUCGGGAAGAAAAUGUGUCGUUACGUAAUGACAUUGAUGAUCCUCCUUUUGUCUAAUUGCUGUCAUUGAAAUUUCACAUCUUAUUUUUAGAAGUCUUUAUACAUCCUGUCGAUGACGAAGAUUCAGAUUCACAGAUUUUUUAAUUAACAGAAAAGCAGCUGCUAUACGCCGACGACUGACCGUGGCCCCCUCUCUGUCUCUGUCUCUUCCCUUAUCUUGUUUUCUCCUCUUGUAGGGCAACAGGAUGGACGAGCAGAGAUGCACCUUUCCUCCCCCACUGAAGGUGCGUUCCUCCAUGCGCAGAUACACUGUUUUCCACUCGAUGCGGCCCAUUGUCUCAUGCCUGCUCCACCAUAUCUUGCUCUUCCAGACAGGCUGAUUACUGCGGCUCACAGCAGCACAGUAUUAUUCAUAAUGCAGUGUGAGGCUCUCAGCUCCUGCCAUCAUUUUUAUGCCCACAGAGAUGGUUUCAUGUAUCCCUGGAUGCUCUGCAGAAAGAAAUGGCAAAAAAUCUCAGUCACUAAGACUCUAAUAGGAUGUGAUGUAAUGCAGUAUUUUAAAGCAUCAGUCUGCGAGAUAAUGGCAAUAUUUUGAUCAAGUGGUGCAUUGAUUCCUUGCUGUGUUGCAUAACAGUUAUGCAAUAAGACUGAAGCAGUGUCCUUUGGGAUUAUAGGGUUGGACAGUGUGGCUAUUUUUAUUCUUUGAUGAGAAAACAAUACUUUUUUUUUCUCUGUUUGCUUUCAGACUGAGGAGGACUACAUCCCAUACCCCAGUGUUCACGAGGUAGGAUGAUAAGAACAGACUGCACUGUCACUUUACACAGUUGGCGCUCGCAUUAUCCUGAUUCACGAUCUUUGGUGUCGCAGGUGUUGGGAAGAAAAAGCCCCUUUCCUCUCAUCCUGCUGCCUCAGUUUGGGGGUUACUGGAUCGAAGGGACGAACCAUGAGCUGAGUGACACGUUGGACGCAGAACAGCUGCAGCCUCUGUCUCCAGACACUCGCACCAAACUGGAAUGUAACACAACAGCCACCAUCUACCGGAAAGACUUCCUGGGCAAGGUUGGACAUUUAAUACAACGAGGGGAGGGAUCACUUUGACCUGAACAGAGCUGUCAAAAUUGUUCCAAAAUGACAUCUGAAUAUUCGCUCUAAAAAUCACACAUAGGUUCGAAUGUAUUUGAAUAUCUAGCUUACACAGCUUGCAUAUAACUGUCUACCAUGUCUGCCCAAAAUCCGAAGAAUUUCCAAACAGAGCUUCUAAAGUUCGUUGGAGUCAAGAUCAAUCUCUCCAAGUUUGGCUCCGAAAAUCCUACCAUCUCUCUCUGCAGGUGCCACAGACAGUUUUUGUCGAGUCUCACUGCAGGUGCAGCUCCAGCUCCAAUGACCUGUCCCUGACCCGUCGUUCCAGUGCGCUCACUCCCAAAGCAGCCGCUGUUCUUUUUUUUUUUUUUCAUUUUUUUCCCCACUUAGUUUUUUCCUGCUGUUUAUUUAAUAUUCAAAUACAUUUGAAUUUUGUUUUUUUAUAUUCAAAUAUAUAUUUGAAUUUAGAAUAUUCGUUGACAACCCUAGUCCUGAAUUGAGCUCAAGAUCUAUAAAUUUUUACGUAGUCACAUGUAUGUUACAUUAAGCGAUUUGAACCUGGUGUCAAAUUCCCCAAACUUUUAGUUGCUAUUGAUUUUUUUGCGCCCCCUGUAGGGAAAGAUGCCCAUCUUAUGGCUUUUCUUAUCAUGUCUUGUACAUCCAAAGUAGGGCUGUCACAAUAUAUUAGUAUUGAUGGUUAUUGUCGUCAUUAAGCCUAGAACACUAUCGCUAAAAUUAGUAACACCAUCACUAUCGCCGGGUGAUUUUUACCCGAAAUGAUAUACCCAAGAAAAAGUACUUGUCAUCAAAAUAUAUUAAAAUAGGACAAAACAUGACAAAUUAAAGUAGUUUUCUUUUCUUUUUAACUGUGUAAUGUCCUAAGGGAGGAAAAAAACGUGCCAUGAGAGGACCAUAUAAAAAUGCAACAAAAUAACUGAAAUUAAGCAUUCAUGAACAAAAAAUUCCUAAAAAAUAUUUAUAGAAACAGUAAACUUAGUUUCUUUUCCACACAUUCCUGGGGCAUGUGAGUCUUCCCUUGUGACGCCUUCAAAGAUGUCAAAGGCAAUGCUGAAGCUAUCCAUGAGGGACUCAGACAAAUGCAACAUAAUGAAAAUCACGUAAACAUGUUUGAUCAGGUAAAAAAUCACCCGGCGAUAGUGUUCUAGGGUUAAAACACCGUAAUACCGUGAGUUCAUACCGUGAGAUAAAGAACAAGCUGUAAGCUGCUCUCGAGAAGACUCAUGUGCUCAAAGUCACUCUGCUGUUUUUUUAAGAUCUCAAUCCGGCCAUAAAACUCUUUCUCUGGAACUUUAAAUAAUCGUGUUUGCUCAGAAGUAAAGUUGGUUUUAUGUGUUUUUAAAAGGUGUGUUCUGGAGCCACUUUCACUGCGAUAAUACUGCUCCACUGCACAUCCAAGUCCUCAUUACAGCAGCUUCCUUCCUCGGCAAAUGAGCCUCGUUACUCUCGCAGAAUAUCCCACAAUCAAUUUCACUUCUUGCUCAUUACGGUAAUGAAAUGAACGGGCAGCGAGUGAAUCCCAGCCGAGGAAAGCGCUUACAGCAGCCGGCCCCACCGUUAGUCUCCUCAUACACUCCUGCUAAUGAAGACGCAUUAGCCUCUGCCACCUGUUCGUACACGGGGCGUGAUAAUGUGAACAAAUCUGAUCUGAGGAAAAAAAAAAGGGUCUCAGAUUGGACAGAUAUGCUGUGUCAUGCAGUGUGUUUGUGAUGCUGUCUGAUGGUCGUAUCCUCGCUCUCUGCCCGCAGGAACACUUUAAUUACUAUUCAGUGGACAGCGCCCUUGGACACUUGGUGUUCUCUAUUAAAUACGAUGUGAUUGGUGACCAAGAACACCUCCGGCUCAUGCUCAGGUAAUACUCACUAUUUACAGCUCUUAAACUGGCAUGGAGGGCGCAGACACGGCAAACCUAUUAUAGCUGGAAGCUGCUAACAUUCACACAUUUCAUCCCCAGGUGUAAAUGAGAAAACGCUGUUUGUUUGUUUUUUUCAACUAAUUUCAACUCAGCUGAACCUACAUUUAGCUUAAAGGCACAUUUCAUGUAAUUAUGCAGCUGAAGUUGCUUCAUACUGGAACAAACAGACAGACAGAAAAAAAGGAAAGAAAUUCACAGAUUGGAUUUUAUUUAAAAGACUGAACAGUAAAACUGUAAAAUUUAGGAAAAGAGAGACCAGGAUCAGAGUUACUUUUAAGAUUUUUCCAGCUGAGGUCAACUUUUUAUUUUUCAAAUUAAAACCAUACAGUUAAAAAAAAAGCAAAGUGACGUAGGAAAGAAUUAAAUCUAGCCCUGUGCAUCGGCAUUCAAAGUUCAGGAAGAAUGGGCUUAAGCAAAUCGCUCCACUUACAUGAUCAACAGGAAAUAAAUGUUCCCAAAGUGCCCUGCGCUGACCGGAUAAACACAUCCUACUAGCUGGGGUGUUAUGGUAAGAGUCAUAAAGCUGGAGAGAGUGUCAACAGUACCGCCGUUUCCACAGUGGAGUAACAGAUGGACUAUUUAGGCCAGAGAGUGGGUGGGGAUGGACGGAGGGAGAGAGAGGGAUGGAGAGAGAGGAGAGAGAGAGAGAGAGAGAGAGAGAGAGAGAGAGAGAGCGAGGUCAGAGAAGGCAAAGAGAGAGAGCGAGGGUGGGGAAGUUUGAAGAUAGUCCAAGCCGGAUCAUCUCUGUAAACGUUUCAUCACUUUUUAUUGCUCUGAAAACACCCUGAUUGUUUUACGACUUGACUAGGAACAAGCUGAAAACCCAUCAUGAUGUGAUCCCCAUCUCCUGCCUGACAGAGUUUCCCAACGUGGUCCAAAUGGCUAAGGUGAGAGCAGCUGUUUGUCCUACGAUGAAGAUCAGCUGUGACCAAACAUGAGUCAGUUUAUGACAUUUUUCUUCUCUUUCUUUAAACCCAAGCUGGUCUGUGAAGAGGUGAACGUGGACCGCUUUUAUCCAGUCCUUUACCCAAAAGUAAGACCUGCACUGGUUUGUGUAUAAACAGCAUUUAAAUAUAUGUCCUAAGGUUUUAAAUAGUAUAAUGAUUUAAAGGACAAGUCUGCGAGUUUUCCAGUUUUCUUUAAAAUAAAAUAAAAAAGUAAGAUAUGUUUUUACUUUAAAAGACACACACUUGAUUUGUCAGUUUCAGUACAUGAGCUUAACUAAUGAAUACAUGAAAAAAAAUCUAAGUACUCCUUUAAACUCUUUAUGUCUUUUGUUAUCUCUAUUUUUCGCAGGCUUCGAGACUGAUCGUCACUUUCGAUGAACACGUCAUCAGCAACAAUUUCAAGUUUGGGGUCAUUUAUCAAAAGUUUGGACAGGUGAGCUUUUUAGCUAUAAUUCUGAGCAGUUUAAGCAUGAAUGUGAGACAAAGACAACCAAAUAUUGACUGGACCAUGUUUCAACUUUUUUAUACGUGGUUAUACAAGAUUUAAAAAGUUCUCUAUCAUAAGUGAACAAAACUGAAAAUUUAAAGCUCCUGUGAGGAGUUUUUAGCUGAUUAUAAAGCAAAAUGAGACUAACAAUGCAGCCUCUGUAUGAGCUACAAAGGCAAACAAAACCAUCAGUGAGAAGACUGAUCAUUAAUCAAUAGUUAUUAAUAAUGGAAAACCAAAACAGCUGCUGUGGGGUAGGUGUUGAAAGAAGUGAUUAACAGCACGCUGUUGAGACAGCCUUCUGUUUGAUAUCUUACAAGGAUAAGAUCCUGGUCGAGUGACUCAUUUGGCUGUUUUUAUAUUUAUAUUUAUUCUAAAAUUAACUCGAUUGAUUUAGUGUUGUUCAUCUAAAUGAAAAAUUAAAGGGCUGUAGUGAAGAUGUUGUUUAUUUUUCGUCAUAGGAAGCUCACACGCGUCCUUUCUAUUCAUCAUAUUCAAAGCUUGAACAAUGAGAAAGUCAUAUACAUUAUAAUUUCUGAUUUCCUCAAGGAAGCUCAUUAUGCUCGGUCCUAAUUAGAGCUUUCAGUCCGGCCCACCACUCCCUCUCAUUUCUGAAGCGAUCACAGAGCUCUUGUUCGCACUGUUAAGGGCAGAAGAGCUGUUGAAAGCUGCGCUGAGGGCACUUGGACUUCGUAACAGAAACCACCGCGUGAACAGAUCUACAAAGUGUAUACACUAAAGCCUGCAGUGCUUUAAAUACCCUGUUAAAUACAUAGUAAAUGAUCCGCCUUCUCAAGGAGGCAGAGAGGACCGUCUGCUCAUCCUUCAGGGUGUUUUCUAUUCAGGGGGGAGAUGCUGAGUGAAAUGCAUGAUGGUUGAAGAGGCAUAUUGCAAGCAGAAAAACAAAACAGAGAUAGUUAAUAAGCAACAGAAGCUGUUUGUUUUUGUCAGGGAAAGCUUUGUGUUCACAUCACUGCUGCUCUCGCUGACAAUAGACAGUCUAUCACGGCCUAUUAUUGUCAUUAUUGCCAAGCUUCCCUCAAGGCCCUGCAGCUCUGAACCUCCUGUUAUACCUUCUGUUAAACCUUCUCUGUAUUUUUAAAUGCAAAUUUGUUUAAAAAAAAAAAAGAAAGACGUGUAAAAGCACACAGAGCAUCCUUCACCCUCCUGUAUUGACUCUAAUGACGCGUGGAGAAACAACACACCUUAUGCAAAAUAAUCAAAGUAAAUCUCACUUCUUGUUUGCUUCUUGCAAAUCCCUACAGCUUGUUUAUUUGUGAUGCCAUUAUUACUGAUCACUUUGUAAAGCACAGUCUCUUUUAACUCCAGGGUUUGAUGCUUGUGAUUUUUUUUUAAAAUGGUUUCAGACUUCAGAAGAGGAAGUGUUUGGCAACAGCGAAGAAAGUCCUGCCUUUGUCGAAUUCCUGGAGUUUCUGGGAGAGAAAAUCGAGCUGCACAACUUUAAAGGGUGAGGAUCUAUCUCUGGUUGGAGGUGCUAAAUAUACCUCACUGUACAUUUCAAACAUGAUGCCAGCCGUAUAGUACAUGAAAUCAGUCCAGCAGCAGUAGCAGUGAUGGUCAUGCUACGGCCGUCGUGUUGGAGGAUAUCUUGUUAGACAUGGUUCUCUGUGUGUUUACAGUUUCCGAGGAGGGUUAGACGUGACUCAUGGGCAGACGGGCACCGAGUCCGUCUACUGCAACUACCGCAAUAAAGAGGUCAUGUUCCACGUGUCCACAAAGCUGCCUUACACAGAAGGGGACACACAGCAGGUACUGUAAUGCAACACCAAACUAACACACCUUUCAUAAUCCAACUACAGGCAGUCAGACAGGUUCCAUCUGGGCAUUAUAGUACCCUCUCGUAUCUGCCAAUCUCAGCAAAUAUUUAAAGAUAGAGGCUAAAAAAGCACUCGGAGUAAUUAAAGCUCUCUUUUAAUGCAUGCAUGUGUGGAAAAGCUGAUAUACAGCUUUGUUCACACAACCGUGUCCUCCCCCGCCUCUCGCUCACAUAUUCACACAAACACUGAUUAAUUAGCACAAGCUCGCACACCAUUUGCUAUCAUGGCUUGUACAAACACAGAUGUGGCUAGAUCUAUAUGUUCAGUUUCCCCUGGCAGCGUAGAGUGCACUCGGGGUGAAACAGCACCCCCUGGUGGUCAUCAACAAAUUCAAAUCUGCAUUGGAGAUUGAUUCAUACAGUUCAAAUAAAUGUGUUUUUUUGUUAUGUUUGGGUGGGGGCGCUGUGUGCAUUUAUUGCAUUUAUUUAAAGGACAGGACAGUGAGGAUGAGAGGAUGAGUGGAGAUGACAUCUGGCAAGAGGGUCAAGGGUUGGAGUCAGGCCCUGGGUCGUCGCCUCAAGAGGUCUUAGUGUCUGUUUAUGAAGUUCACAAUUUGACCACUGAGCUAAAGCAGCACGCUAUAGCUACAUUAUGAGUCCAGUUUUAAAAAAUCUAACAUCAGUUUAACUUUUCUGUUGAUUUCAAAUCCUGUACACUCCUUCUUGGUUGUUUAACCCUUUUCUUUUAAAAUAUAUUUGCUAUAUGGUAUUAGACUGGUGUUUCUUUUGCUCAGAUGAAACAUGUGACCAGGAUUUCAGACCUACUGCAGUGAUACCUGAGUGGACUUUCCAGGGAUGUUUGCAAAUGAAUUUCAAAUUUUUUUGAUACAAACAUACAUGUAUGUAUCAAAAAGUGAUAAACUAGGGUGCAAUCAAUCAAUCAAUCAAAUUUUAUUUAUAAAGUGCUUUUCCUACAGGAAUGUGACUCAAAAUGCUUUACAGUCAAGUUAAAAACAAAGACAAAAAUUUAUCCCAAAUGACCCUUUACCCCCCACCCCCCACCCCCACCCCCACCCACACCCACACCCACACACGCCAACGCAUCCGCACAUACACACACUAAGAUAAGGGUGCAAUCAGCAUUUGAUCUGCACCCCUCAAAAACAUGCAGCAUCUGUAAUUGAUCUGAGAGCGAGAGUUGGGCCUUCAUUUCUCUUCAUAAAUACAUUUAUUAAAGUUUGGUUAAAUGUGAUCAGGUGAAGCGACUUUUCAGUGUGCUGCUGAAGAUUGUCUGAGAAGCAGAAACAGAACCAGAUAGAAACAGUGAUGUUAAUUGGAUCUGGACCUCGUUUGCUUUUCAAGAUAAAAUCAAAAUUCCAGUAGGCCUUUAUGAAAAAUAAGGUUGCUGCAAGUAUAUCACAUUUUGGAUUACACUAAAAAAUUUCAUCUUUGCCUUUUUGACGAGUGAACAAACAAAAUGCUUAUAUUUUGCUGCAACUUUAGGAAUCCACAUGCGUCAGAAACAUGAGAAUUCAGAACAGGUUUAUAUAUAUAUAUUCAAAUUAAUGCGUCUAUAACUGAUACUUAAAGGUGACAGAUGAAAACUGAAAGAUAUAAAGGACACCAAGGAGCACAACAGAUGAGACCAUUAUUAUGAAAUGGGCACAAACUGAGAAGCAAUUUGGGUGCGGACGUGUGAGGGUGAGAGCAAUAACCCCAGCCUGAAAUGCAUCAAGGGGACCUCUUGCAUAAUGUCUGUCAAAUCUCUUUUUGCUCAAAACAUGUCCGGAAACAAAACAGACAAAGACGACAACAGUAGAGAGGCAUCCGUAUACUUUGAAAGACUUGUUUUUGCCUGAAUUGACCGUUAAGUUGGUUUUUAUGUCUCUGGUGUGUUGCAGUUGCAGAGAAAGCGGCACAUAGGAAACGACAUCGUGGCCAUCAUUUUCCAAGAAGAAAACACUCCCUUUGUACCGGACAUGAUCGCCUCGAAUUUUCUUCACGCCUACAUUGUGGUCCAAGUGGUUAACCCGUGCUCUGACAGCGUCCUCUACAGGGUAAGGUGCUUCCCUCUGUGGGUGAUGACUCAAAUUCCUGUGAAAAACAUCUGACUUUAUUCUUUAUAUUUACUUUCAUAGGUGUCUGUAACAGCGAGGGAUGAUGUACCUUUCUUUGGUCCAGCCCUCCCAAAUCCUGCUGUAUUUAAAAAAGUAAGACAAGAAACUACUUUUGCACUUGAGCCAAAGUAUCAUAGAGUUUUUCUCGUGACGCCAUGUCUCCUUAUUCGUCUUUUCCAGGGCCCUGAAUUCCAUGAAUUCCUGUUUACUAAGCUCAUUAAUGCAGAAUACGCCUGCUACAAAGCGGAGAAAUUUGCCAAAUUAGAGGUAAGAUGCUAAAAGACAUUUAAAGAUUCUGAAGAGCACUCCAGAGUCUAAUUUUUUUUAUUUCUUUGUAUGUGUAUAAGGAGCGAACACGGUCCGCCUUGUUGGAGACCCUGUACGAGGAGCUCCAUGUGAACAGCCAGGCCAUGAUGGGCGUCGGGGGAGACGACGACAAACUGGAAAACGGGAGCGGAGGAGGAGGGGGCUUCUUUGAGUCUUUCAAGGUACCUGAGGAUUUAGCAGUAGAGGCUUGGGAAUCUAAGUGACAGCUACAUAUGGUGCAACUCUACUGGAUUUUAAAAGCAAGAGUAUUGUCAUAUAAACCAAGAUUUUUAUGAUUUUAACACUUUAUGUUAUUUAUGUUAAGCAAGACGACAGAUAUCCUCAUUUAAACUCAGGUUAGCAUCCUUUAAAGACGCAGAUGAUCAAUAAUUGUAGUUGAGGGUUUCAUAAGAACACUCCCAUGAUUAUCUGCCAAAUAUAGAGUUGCAGUUUAGCUUAGCAUAAUAGCUGAAAAUAGGGUUUAACCCUUGUGUAACACUGUGGCUAAAAUCAGCCACUAGGGGCAAAAUUUAGCCACUAAUUUCCAUGUAACUUUUUUUUACUGCAGCAAAUGGGAUGAUUUUUUUGUGCAGAUGCUUAUAUUGAUGGACACUUUGAGAAUAUGACUUCAAAAUAUUCACCAGGUCAAAAAUACGCGCAGGGCAAAUUUUCAUCUGUUGUUAACGCUCAGUGGCUAAAAUAUGCCACUAACUUUGACUGCUGUAAAAUUAUAUUAGGUUAAUAUUUUUUUCCAAUUUUUUUCAUAUAUAUCUUAAUUAACUUCUGCUUUGAUCAAAACUAGUAAAUGUUUCAUCUAAAAACAUUUUUUUAACCCUUUUAGGGUCCAUUCAAAACAUAAUGUCACUGAUAUGGUAGAAAAUAAAUCUUAUUAAAAUCAGUCAUUUUCCUCCCGUUUUUUUCCCAAUAUUAGUGACUUUAUGUUUUAAAUGAAUCCAAUGUGUUUUUACAGCAGUCAAUGUCAGUGGCUGUUUUUAGCCACUGAGCAUUAAGAAAGGAUGUAAAUCUAAGGGUUACACAAGGUUGGCUCGGCUAUGAAAGGGACACAACACUCCUUAAAAACAACAUAUGAUUACAUUUUCAGAGAUAAUCUGUUAAAGGGAUAGUUCAGAUCUCUUUUGAAGUGGGAUUAUGUGAAGUGCUUGACAAGAGUAUACAGUGUAUUAUCCACAUAUGCACCAGGGUUAGAGACUAAGUUGACCUCAUCUGCAGCCGUAUAUCGCCUAGCUUCUAUGCUGGUUUUCCCAGAUCACCUGUGGUUAAUACACUUAUUAUUGACAAGUACCUCAUAUACCAUCACUUUAGAAAGAUAAGAGUUUAUUUUGUGGGUAUUUCAGAGUUGUUCGUCUGUAUGCUUUCAAAGGCUUCCUCACAUCCACAAGUCUCUGUUAAUCUAAAAGAAGAGAAGCUCUGCCGCUCUGUCUCCUGCUGGAUCACACCGCUCUCUGCUUCCUCAUGCUCCCCCAGCUUUUUUUUUCUGCCUCUUCCCCUCAGCUGCUCCUCUAGCUUUCAGUCACUGAUCACUAAUUCAUAUGAUCCUGUCAUCUCUGUUCGUACUAAAUUCAAAGACACUGGAUAGGUUUCUUCCACCUUUGCCUCCUCACUCUGCUACUCACCUGCUAAGAGGUGCUCUGGGCUUUAAAUUUCUCCUGGCUGUGUUUACACUCAGUGUGGUCAGACAUCUGCGAGCCACUCGGCCCCUCUACUUCCCUUCUCCUCUUUUACCUCCUAAUGACUCAUCUGAACCCCGCUCGGGGCGCUAAAGCUUAGCAGUGCUCUCUGUGGCUUCCUUGUCUGUGAGGAUUAACAUCAGGCCAGUGCUCCCGGCCUGCAGGGGUCAAUGUUCAGGGACAAACCCCCCCAGGCUCCCCUCGGCCUGUGAUGCUGAGGGGUCGCAGGGGUCAGCGCCCAUCUGAACGUAUCUCCUCCUCGUCUCUCUCUGUAGCGAGUGAUCCGCAGCAGGAGCCAGUCUAUGGACGCCAUGGGUCUAGCUUUCAAGAAGCCGCACACAGUCUCCACUAGCGUCAGCAGCAGCUUUAACCACGAACCCGCAGACAGCCCCAAAUUCCCCGGGAUAGUAAGUACAGUCCCGCUCCUCCUGAUCUCCAGGGAGGCGAGUAUAACUCCCUCUGCCUCCUCCCCCCCAGCAGCUCUACUAGAUUUAACGCCCCCUCCUCCCUCACUUUGCCUGCUGCACUAACUUCUCACAGAAACAGGCUGCACACUCGGCCGAGCGAAGCGUUUGUCCCCGGGUCUUGAGCUCGGCUUUCUCACUGAACUGUUUCACUUUGUCUGCCACCAAAAGCUGAAGUGACCGGACACUCAUAACAGACCUGAAUGCUUGAGGGACACCAGGUGGAUUUCUGCUCUGGGUUCAAGCUGCUUCUAACACAAACUGUUUGUUUCCUGAAUGCUCAUUUUUUAAAAGCUCAUCUGCAUAGUUUUUAACCCACCUACCUUUUUUUUAUGAAUGCAGAGCUGAGUCAAAGGUGUGUGUGUGUGUGUAGGUGUGUGGGUGUGUGUGUGGGCAUGCCACAAAAUACUUGUUUUGAUAACACUUUAUACAUUUCGAGGUGGGAUGUAACGGUACACUCAACCUUACCCACGAUGCUGGGUUUGGUAUAAAAUGAUUAGUUAGAAAAAUCGCCUCGUAUUUUCGGUGUGAUGAAAAACAUGCUUUUGUUUUUAAAGAGCACUUCAGCUUGAUCCCAAGGUGAGAUGGUGUAAAUGAAAAGGGAACACAUUUAAAUAUUUGAUAUUUCGAGGCCUGAUAUGGCGCGGUCUUUUACGCCUCUUCUCCACUGUCACAUGCAGACACAUGUGCAACAGCGGAGGAGAGAUUGUUGAGAAGUUUAUCAAAAGAAAACAUUGAAUUGCAAAAUCUUGACCUGCUGCUUUCCUAUAGACUCUAAAACAGACAUUAUGUAAACAUGUUAAUAUUUGUUCUUAAAACUGGCCUUUUUGGAUUAGUGUCUAUGUGGUUUCUUGUGAUUCUGCAGCCAGCCUCCAGUGGGCAUGUGGGGAACUGCAGUGUCUGUCACCUCCAUUCAAAUCGUAAUGAUGCUACAGUAAAGCCGUCAAAGGCUUUUAGCUCCCUCUAUUAUUUAUUGUUUCAUCUUUCCUUCUUGGAGAAAAAUUUGGACCAGUCUAAAAAGUAUUAGAACAUUUACGGUAAUGAAGCAGUAGGGUUCAGACUCCCUGGCAGUGCUCCUGCUCUGUUGUUUUUCCGUUUCAUGAGGUAACGUUACAUCCCCGUUAUUAAUGGAAGAAAAAGAAAAUCAAACUUGUAUCUGCAGCUUUUAACUUCAGUGCUUUUUUUGAGUGAGUAUAUUUUGUUCAAAAAUCACUGACACAGAGAAACGCAAUAUCUUUUCAACUCGAACAGGAGCUUUCAUCGCAGAUACAAGGUCUUCACUCUGCAUAUGGGUGCUUGUCUGAUAAUACCUGAACUCUGGUACUUUUGAUGAUUUCUUUGUGUGGGAACUUUUCUCGAUACUGAGGAAAACUUUUAGUCAUCUAGACUUAACCUUCAGUUAUUUUGAUUAGCUCACAACUCCAGCUUACAUUGUUCUCAUAACCCAGUCUUGUUUUAUAUCUAAUGUGUAACAUGCUGAGUGUCCUCCUCUGCUGUUUUUAUCUGUUCUUCAUCCUCUUUUCUCUCACAGGCUCACAUAACCAGCUCAUCACUUCUUCUCUCCCUCACCCAGCUGCCUGUGUUGCACCCAUGGAGCCAAAAUGUCCCUUUUUUGUAUUCUCCAGUUGGCCUGUGCUUUGUAUUUUGUUUGAAUAACAUGACUUACUGCAUGGACUCAUAUAUAUCUGUAUUUAUCUCAUGUUUUUUCUCCCCUCCCCUACCCCACCCUACCUCCCCUUUUUUUCUCUGUCUCCUGCCUCAUCACAUCUCUCUCUCUCUGUCUCUUUCUGUCCCUCUCUGGCUCACCUCUUCCUGCGUGGCUCAGUCAUUGCUUGUCCCAGGCAAAAGUCCCAGUAAAUAUGGACGUCGAGGCAGUGCCAUAGGGAUAGGAACAGUAGAAGAGGUUCAUGUCUAAUUCUAACUUCUUUCUAACUGCUCGCUUCUCCCCUUUGGCGCUUGUUUUGUCUGCAUGGCUUUAACAUACCACGGCCAAACCCUUUUCUCGCUACAUCUCAGCACUCUGUUUAAUGCAGUGUGUUAAAGAUAGGGGGUGGUACAUUUUCCAAGUUUGGUGAAACAAAUGAAGGUCUAAUAUUCUUCCCCUGAUUUAUUUUUCUUUAUUACUUAAUUGGACUGUUAAAUCAGAUAUCUUAGGUCCACCUUUGGCUCUCUGCUUUUCACGGUCUUUCCUGCUUUUCUUCGAUAUAUGUUCGACUACAAUUCUGUAUGUUACGUCCACAAUACUUGAUUCUUUAUUUGUGUAAAGUGAUGAAUAUUAAUGCUUUAAUGACCCCCCCUGCAGGGGAAUUAUGAAAAAAGAGUCCUCCCCCAGCUCUUUGAAGCCGUGCUGAAUAAAAAAGGCUUUUUUCAGGUUCUUAUUUUGAGAGCUUUAAAAGGGAGAUUGAACGAACAAAGCAGUCGCUGAGAAAGCACAUUUAGUGGUAGGCCCUGGAGCCUUUAAACCCAUCUUUCAUCUCCCGCCUUCGUGUGCUCUGCCCGGGCUGACAGACAGGCACCGGGGCCUGACAUUAAGCUGCUAAGUGCAUAUUCAAACUUCUUUUAUCAUGAGAGGAACAAGUCAAAGGGGGAAAUGUUACUGUUUAGCCUCGUAACUCUAGGCGACUCUUGUUUUCUUUUACCAGAAGAAAAAAACAGCUAAAAAUAUUCAAUAGAUACCUUAACUCUUGAGAUUUUUUUAACAUAAUUCAAAGAUAUUCAGAGUGUUGGCGGUAUUUUAACUCUGAUUUCUUCCCUCCCUCUCCGGCAGUCUUUGAUAAUCCCGGGGAAAAGUCCAACCAGGAAAAAGUCGGGUCCUUUCAGCUCCAGGAGAAGUAGUGCCAUCGGUAUCGAAAACAUCCAAGAAGUCCAAGAAAAAAGGUGAAAAAAAAAAUCCCAUAUUCAAAUUUUUUAUCUGCUUUCUCAUGCAUCAACUUAUAUUCUUCAUAAACCAAAUCUUAUUUAUUAUUACCUCAUCUGCUUGUCCUGAUAUCUCCGAUGGUUUUUUAUUGUCUCUUGUAGCAGUAGAGAGAGCUCCCCAAACACCCAGAAGACCCCUGACAGUGGCCACGUAUCACAAGACCCCAAGUCGGACAACUCGUCCAAUCAGAGCUCUCCUGAGGUGCUCACAACCACCAAACACAGGUGUGUAUGACGGGCAGGUCACACUCUUAUAUGACUCGAUUUGUGGUUCAUAAUGGUGUUUUUGUAACUGCGGGUCGAUUCUCAGAUUAGUGGCUGACUCUUUUAGAUUGAGAUUAAGAUAACCCAGUAUGUAGUUCUGUUCUCGGUGGCAGGGCUCCGUCCAUUCCUGAGGGUCACGACCUCUCGCGUUCGUCCUCCAACGCCAGCAGCUUCGCCAGUGUGGUGGAGGAGAACGAAACAGAGGCCACAGAGGACUACGACACGGGCAUGGUGAGUUUCCCGCUUGGCGUGUGCGUGUCAGAAGCUAUCAUCCCUAUCGUGCGCUAAACCUGGCGUGCAGCACAAGUGUCAUUGUCAUUUUUUUUGUUCCACUUGAUGCACUCCAGGGUGCACUUUACGCCCAGCACCUAGGUUGUGUAAAUAGCAAGUGAGCCUGUGUCGAUGUUACACCCAGGGGUGUGUCGGAUUUGAAACGAGGUGUGGUCAUGUGCGAAGGUGGCGUCUUGCUGUCUUGAGGAAGCAGAAAGACUCAGCGCCUUUGAUCAACAAAAACCCGGUCUAAAGUCCUGAGUCAGUGGUUCUGCUCCUGGCUCUCAUGCAUAAAUGUUUGAAUCUGCAAAUUCCUCGAGCCUGAAGUGUAAAUAGGUGUUUUCUGUUGAACUUAAAUCCACGUGUUUCCAUUUCCCUGCUCUGUUUACUUCUCAGGAGAGUCUGUCAUCUGCGGGGACGCCUCACAAGCGAGACUCCCUCACAUACAGCACCUGGCUGGAGGACAGCACCAGCACCACCAGUAACACCAGUCGCUGCAGCUCACCAGGCGAGCAUAUUGCGAUUACAUGCAAGUUAACGAACAUAUAAAAGAAAAACAUGGCUAAUCGAUAAGAUGUGCACCAGAGUUUUCCCUUUUUUGGGGGAAGCGAAUCAUUAAUUUUGCACCAUCGCUGGUAAAAAGUUGAAAAACAUGUUGAGAUACUAAACCCUUUAUCUGUCCUGCAGGUCCAAGUAAACCUGAGCGAGGGAGGGGCACCGACAUCCGCAUCAAACUUGAACGACCACAGGAUCGUCAGUCCUCAUCGGUGAGUCAAGCCCAUCCUGGACUAAACUGAAAUCUCAGCUCUAAAGUCUGAGUCACUUCUUAGUCUUUGUUGUUGUUUCAUAUUUGUCUUUAUUUCUUUAUUUUUGCAGAACUGUUAG